AUGCCAACCAAAUUUCAAAAUGAGCAGUUUUUUGAGGUACAAUAUUAAUGAUAAUUGAUAACAUAAUUUUGUUAAAUUGUCUAAAAUAUAUAAUUAUUAUUGGUUUUACUAUGAUUUAUUAGUUCAUUAGUUAUGAGUUUUCGUUUUUUAACUUCUCUGCAGCUUUAUUAAUAAUUAGGUAAAACCGAAAAAAAACAUAAAAUAAAUAUUGACAAAUUUACGGCGUUUCACUUACGAUUUCAUGAUUUUAAAAUUUUUCGGCUUAUGUUUUCUACCAUAAAAAUAUAAAUAAUAUUAUGAAUAUUACUCCAAUAGAAAAACAACAAGAGAUUUUUUUUUUGUUGAGUUUUUAAUCUAGUUGGUGACCAAGAAAAUUGUUUUUGGAAAAACUUUGUACAACAGAAAAUGUAUACUUACUUUUUCUAGAUGUGGUAAUAGAUAUGGUAAUGAUUAUUUUUUUAGCUUUUUAUAAAUAAAAAUUUAAAUUUAAAUUUGUGAGUUUUUUGUGAUUUUUAUUUGGUAGGUAAUUUGUAGAUAAAUUUUUAGACUUAACAGAAAUGCUUGAUAAUUUGUUAGGAGGUUCAUUAUAAGUCGUACUUAGUGGCCAAAAAAAAAAAGUUUAAUGUAAUAUUUAUUUAUCUUUUUUUUUUUUGAGUUUCAAAAUCAAAUUUUGAUGAAAAUCGUAAAUAUUACGCAACAUCAGUAUCAGCUCUUUUUUAAUUAAUUUAUUCUGAAACUCAAUUUUAAUAUACCUAUGUAGAACAUAUUUACACACAUUUUACGACAUUGGACUGACGGUUUAUUAAUUGUAAUAAUACCUACGUAAUAGGGUUUUAAGUACUUAUCCGAGAUUUAAAAUAAAAGAAAAUGAUGGAUGGGGAUCUUAAUUUAUUUAAUUAUUUUUUAAGACAACCCUUCUACUUAUCCGAUCCAAAGUUAAUAUAAUUAAAAUAAAAUAUACAAACCGUUUAUCUGAUAUUAUACAAACUAAAAAACAAAAUAUACUUUUUUUUUGGACUUUGAAUUACGUUAUACAUUUUAUUUCACAUCGGAAAAAUCUAAAAUUCUAUAUUAUGCUGCAGUUUAUGUUUACAGUAAGGUUGAAAUAGCAAUUUAUGAUAUUCUAUUAUGUGUAUAAAACAUACAUUUCUCGGGAGUUUAUUGGAAGAUAUUACUGUUAAUGUUUCCGUUUCUAAAGCAUUCCUAUAUGAUUUGAUAUAUAUAUAUAUAUUAAAUAAAUGUAUUUAUAAGGAUUUUACUAUUUCUUUUAGAUUCUGAGUGUAGCAAAGAAUGAAUUGGUUUUACAAAGAUGUUUAUUUAUUCAUUUUUUUUUUUUUUUAUGUGAACCCUUUUCCUACUAGAAAACUUACUCCGAUGUAAACGAUAUAACCUUUUUCUGAAAGGAAAUUUUCUUGAGGUGGUACUUUAAGGAGGUCAUUUUUUUUUGAUUUUCCUAGAAAUUUUCCCUAUAGAAAGGAAAAAGUGAUAAAAAACGGGAAAUUGUACGAAAUGUAGGUAUUACUUAAAAAAUAUUCCGGCCUUCUUUUUUCCUGUGGACAAUUUUACUACCAGCGAUUUUGCUCCGAUUAAGUACCAAUGAUAGCACUUUUUCUAAAAGGAAACCUGACUGGGAAUGUACUUUAGGGAAAUUAGUUUUUGAUUUUCCUAAGAGUUUUCUCAACAAAUGGGAAAAACCGGGAAAAUCGGUACAAUGUUGAACAAAUAUUAUUAAAGAAAAUAUAUAAUGCCUAUUUAAUUAUUUUAAUUAAUAUGAUACGCCAUAAUUAUUGUUGACAAAGCAUCACUAUCAACUGAACUCCUCUCAGAAUCGUUUUUAUUAAGCGAUGGCUUAUAUUUGCUUACAGAUAGAAAUUAAUUUUCCUUCUACAUCCUACCUUCCCAACUUCUUACCAACAACAAUGGCUGACCUAAUCCAUCGUGCAAAGUAUGUCCGUCUUUUUUUUUUUGUUGGUAUAGAUUCUAUUUCAAAAUACGUAUUCAUUAUGAAUGUUUAUACAUGUAAUGUUAUGCGAUGUUUUUGUUUUUUAUCGCAACUAAUAUAUCAAAACUCUGUAUAGUAAAAUCAUUUGAUUCUUAAAAGGUUAACGAAAAAAAAUUUAUUUAAAUUUAAAUUUUUUAAAUUAAUUCACGUUAGUUUAGGUAGUUAAGUCUUAUCAUGUUUAUUUAAAAUAAUAUACCUAUAUUAUAUUUUGUUUGUUUUGUAGAACGCACACCAGGUAUACCUAUUUCAAUAAGAAAAUUAUUAGUUUAUUAAAUUUCAAUUGAUUAAAUAUUGAACUUUAAUGUCGAACAGAAUAUAAAUAUUUUCUCUUAAAACGUUUGUACAUUUUGAGUACAAUUGGAAACUAUUGUUUAACUUACGAAUAAGCUUCGACGUGCCCGUUACUCGUUUCAUGUUUACUCUUAAAAAUACAUUUUAGAUCCAUUAAACUGACGUAUCUAUUUGGGAAUUUUACAUGACUCUAUAGCAAAAAUAUAUUUCGUGCAUCGAUUGUUCAACUAUAGCCAUACAAUUGUAUAACAGUUUCGUCAUAACGACAAUUAUAAAUUAAAAACAUUACAAUUUAUAUACUUAAUAUUAAUGAAAUGUUAUUGAUUCGUAUGUCUUGAUAUUAUUGCUGAUACGUGCGUGCACACUGUGCAGUAUUUUAAUGAAUAGUUUUAUAUCCAUAACGCAAUAUUCUAAUACUUUUGGAAUGUAUUUUUUCUCCGUGCUAAAAAGUUACACAUAAAAAUUACAUAACUUUUAAAAAUCUAAAUAAUAUAAUCUACGAAUUAAAAUUAACAAUAGGCAUUCGUCACAAAUUGUAAUCUAUUUUUUAGUGAUUAAAAACAAUAUUCAGAAUACGUGUUUGAUUUUAUUUGUAAAUAAGUACAAAAUAGUAUUAUUUGAACAAUAUAUUUAUUAUGGUAUCUACAAAACAUUGUAUAUUAUGAACUACUGAUAAUUAUAUUUCUAUAAUCGAUAAUAGAUAUUUCGACGUUAAAUAUUCGUGAAUAUUUAUUAAGUUAUUAUAUUCAAUUUUCAUAAAUUCAAAAGUACUUUAAUUUUUUUUUUUUAAUUAAGCGUUUUUCAUUUUGUUCAGAAUUGAAUCACCACUUCGUGUACUUGAAAUAAUAAACAAAACGUUAUCGCGUUUACCCAAUAAUUUAUUAUUUAAGACAGACUUAUUGAUUUUAUUGUGCAAACUUCAAUAAUAUCAUUAGGUUUUUUCGUAUAUAUAUAAUAUAUACAUACGAGUUGGAAGUACUUACUAAUAUUCGGUGAGUAAAUCGUAAACAAUGUCGUAUUAUAUUAUCUGUAGAGCCUAUGUGGCGUUUUCAAUGGCCGCAUGUUGUUUCUUCUCUAUAUGUUGCGCAACUGUAUGUAGUGUAUAAGUAUAUCCAGUGUGAUUUUUGUGACAUUUUGGGGACUAAAAAUUGACAGCCUUACAAUUUCGCCGUUGUUCGUUCAGUAUGGUUCGAAACUUUAUGUCUCCAACUUUGAUACGAAAUAUGUUAUCCAUAUAUUUACCAUUGUUAUAGGAAUUUAUUUAUUUACUUACCCAUUAAUUGUUUUACUGUUUCGUAUCUUUUUCUCUUUUUUAUUUAUACUUUCAUUUUUAUUAUAUUUUCAGUUAUUACUAUUUUUACAUUAAGAAUGCUACAAGUAUUUUUACAUGCCAUACGCUAUAUUAUUAUUAUUAUUAUUAUUAUUAGAUUGUUAUUAUAUCUCGUGUUUAUUAUUUCGACCUUGGGACGAGUAUAAGUAUAUGUAUUUAAAAUAAUAUGUCGCGCACACCAGAGACUUCCUGCUUCCAUCUCGCGGUCCACAUCACGAUCAUCGAACGAUUAUUGUUACCUACUAUACCUACUAUAUCAUUGUUGUUAUGGGUCUGCCGCCGCCACCGCUGCUGCUGCUGCUGCUGCUUUACAGCAAUGUUUAACCCGAUUAAUCUUGCGGUCAUCAAUCUCCUUUUGCAGUUCCCGAUCGUGUGUGCGCGUGCGUUUUUUUUUAUAUACCUUCCUAUGUCUAAUAAUAAUAUCGAUAUUAUGUAUAUAUAUUUAUAAAUACGGACCAGAGCGGACACGCGGUGUUGAGAGACGUAAUGAUUGUUUCAAGGUCACUGUAUCGCGACCGGAUACGCCUGCGGUGGCGGCGACGACGACAGUGUCCAGUGACCAGAAAAAAAAAAAACUUAUAUAUUAUACCCUUUCAUAAUAUUACGAAAUAUAUAAUAUAAUACCAAUAUAUUAACAUAUAAUCUCAGUCCAAAGGUAUAUGCGCGUGCUGCUGCGUGCAGACGACGAUGGUUCGUAAAAAUCUGAGGUAAACCCCCUGUUCCUCGUCCAAGACCUGCUUGAACUCCAUAUAAUAUAUUAGGUGGGUAACUCGACUAUAACGAAUCGUUUUUUACAUGUAUUAUUAUUAUUAUUAUUAUAAUACUACGUGCGUACCGUCUAUGUACCGCGCAAAGGGUUUUUUCCCCCAGUUUUAAUUUUUUUUUUUUUAUCGAAUUUCAACACUAGGUAUACGUAUAAUAUUAUUUGAACAUGCGAUUCGUCACGUUCGAUGAACGCACCACGUGGCCUUAUAAUAGGUACGACUUUCGUUAAACGCUUAAUAUAAUGUUCCAGAACAUUAGGAAACUGAAUUGACGAAACGUAUUGAAAAUAAAAUGACCAGAAUCUAGAAAACCAGUAAGUAUAGUUUUCCAGAAAGUGAUAUCUGUAAUAGUGAUGGUGUUAGUUUUAGCCCUGCUCACCUGAUAAGGAAAAAAAAAUCAUAGAACAUAAUACUUUCAAAUAUUCCGAUAUUUCUUCAUUUGAGAAUUUCGGCCACUUCCACGCUCGUUUAUGUCGGGGAUCUAUCGAAUAAUAACUCUCUGUUUAUUAUGCAUAAUCACGUCGGGUAGGUCAGACGAAAAAAUAUUAUAUUAAAAAUGUGAUAUUUAUAUUACUUUUUGGAAAAUUUCUUUCUGUGAUUGAAAUUUCUGGCUAUCAUAUUUUUAGCUUGGUUUACUUUCUGGAAUUCGAAUUUUCUGGUCAAUAUUAUUUUCUGUAAAAUUCCCAUUGUUUCAGCGACAGGGUGUUGUAUAUAAUACUAUAAUAUACUCAGCAUAUAUAGGUAUACAUAUAAGUAUAUAGGAUAGAUGGAUCUCUAUAUCUCUAUAUGUAUAGUCAACUUGCGUCUACAUUGACCUAAAUUAUAAAUAAGAUGUGUUAUAUGGCCCAACAUAUCUAAAAUGCAUUUGACAUUCAAACCAAAAUAAAAAUAUAUAAUAUAUACCAUCGCGGGUAGUAAAAAAUAUAUAAAGUCGUAGAUACAUAUUAUUUAUAUAUUUUUUAAAACCCAUUUAUUCUAAAAUGAUAAUUAUUUUUUCUAUACGUAAUAAAUAGGAAUUUGUCACAUUUGUGACAUUUUUAUAUUUUUAUCGUUCGACAUCUAUAAUAUAUUAUAACAUCUUAUUUGUUCGUAACUCUAUAAUCUAUUCGUAAACUUCGAUAUUUGUAUACGUCCAUUAAAUCGCAAUAAAGUUUUGAUUUAAUUGGACAAUAUGACAAAUCCUUAAUUUGUUUAAAUUAUAUAUUAUAUAAUAUAAUAUCCAUUACAGGUAUCGAUUUAUCGAUAUUGAUAAUAUUAUUGCAUAUACGUAUUAUGUAUUGGUGCGCUAUUGAGCUAUUGAUAAUUUUUAACCGAUUCGAUGGGGUCGAAGCGUGGUAGUGGUCUGUGGGCUGUGACUGAUGUUUGAUGUGUGAACGAAAUACCGAUCCUCGAAUAAUAUAAUAAUAAUAAUAAUAACACAAAUAAAACGAGGAUUAUUUUGUCAUCGUGUUUGUACGUAUUGUUAUAAUACCUCCCACUCAAACGUAUAUGACUUUUUUUUUAUCAAACCUUUAAUAAAACAUUAAGUGAAAAAAAAAUAAUACCUAGCAUCGCCGUGGAACUAAUCUACUGCGCGUACACAGUCUAAUUCGCAUGCAGUCGCAAUUUAUAUUAUUCUUUUUAAUAUUAUAGUAAAUUCUUUCAAAGAUAAACACGUGAGAUUAAUAACAGCCUUCAGAUGUAAUCAAAUUAUAUAGGAGCUGUAAUGGCAACGAAAGAAAUAGACAAAAAAAAAAAAAAAAUACAAGUUACAAACUAUAGUGAUAAUAUUACUAUUAUAACCGACCACUGUAAUAUAAUAUUAUUAUGUUCUGCACUUCUACAGUAUAGUUCUGUUUAAUAAUACAAGUUUUGUACUGCCGCUACCAAAUUAUAAAUAUAGAAUACAAUAUAAUGUAUCUUAUGUAUCCGUUAUUGUCAUAUAUUUUAUACAAGUUUUAUGAUUUAUAGCAGUUUAUAUGCUCCGUUUAUUUUUAAAAUAAUGUUUAAUAGUGAAAUAUUGAUUAUUUAACUGAAGUUGUUUUGAUAUAUGCAUUUCAAUACUAUAAUAUGGCAGUUUUGUUUGUUGUGUAAAAAAAGAAAAAUUUUAUAUUCCGAGUAUAGUGAAGAAGCUGUAUCAAUAGUUUUACUAAGAUGUGUUUCCCCCCCUCCUCGAAUACAUUUUUUUUUGAUCAGUAAAAAUGAUCCAAAUUAUUUACGUAUUCUUCGUAAGUAUUUAAAAACAUGUAUUAGUACAUAGUUUGAAAAUUUACCUUACGGAUUCGUGAUAGUUUUUUUAAGAAGUAUUAAAAAAACAAAAAAUUACAAUCAUUGGCUAUGGUUUCUGUUGAUUUCUGGGUUACCUUUAGGCUACACUACCAGCAGCGUUGUCUAUGUUCUUUAUUUAUUUAUCGAGGAAAAUAUGAAAAAAUUACCGUAUCAGGAACAUUAUUACCGUACUUAUUAUUGUAAUCUUGGAGAUGAGCUGAUAUUCUGAUAAAACCCAAUUUUUAAGAUUUUCUUAAAAUUUUAAGUUUCAGUUAUUUUAUUUUUUUCUUGUUUAAUUUGUCUCCAUAUGAAGUGGAAAUUUCCCGCAAUUCUCCGAUAAAAUUAUGUUGAAAAUCUGGUUGGAAAUAACAUUACUUACCAGUUUCCUGAGUUCCUCUCAGUACCGUAUAAGUUAAUAAAAAAUAAGUUCGAUGUAAUUUCUUUAAUAGUUAUACCUAAUCGUCUAUCGUAAAAUAAUAAUAAUAAUAACAAUAAAAAAAAAAACAUUUAUUUCAUAUAUAUAUAUAUAUAUAUAUAUAUGUAUGUAUGUAUCGUAGUUUAUUAAUAUCGAUCAAUAGAAAAUUCGAGAUUUAAAAAAUAAAAUGUUUCGUUUCAGGAUACCUAACUUAUAUGUAAUGUACCUAAUGCAAUAUAUAAUAUACCUACAUAUAAUAAUGUCUAUAAAAUAUUUUUCCUUUUUUAGUUAUUAUUUGUUUAUAUAAUAAUUGCCUGCCUAAUUUGCAUACAAUAAAAUCACCGCUAAUAAGUUACCUCGUAGGUAUAUUUUUCAACAUUAAGUAGAUAUAUUAUACAUAAAUAUUAUCAGGAUAAUUAUUACUGUUAAGAACGUUUUUCGCAUUAUAUUUCAUAUUUACGUACGCACUAUAUUAUAAUAAUUAAUAUUUGUAGAAAUAAUAAUACACAAUAUUAUAUUAAGUCUUCUGGUCACGAACUGCAAUUUAAAUUUAUUCGACCAAUCCAGAAAUAUAUAUAAAAUAAAUAUAUAAUUAAAAACUUUAGGUCCUUACAUAUUUGAAUGGGUAUACGUAACUAUAACCGUAAUUUUCGACCAUCAUAGUGUUAUAUUAUUUUAUCCACACCAUGAAAAUGUCGAGUAAUUAUAUCCAAUAUUUAAGUCAAUGUGUGCGGGGAAUAUUAAUUAUGACGGUUUAAUUUUUAAAUUUUUUUUUUCAGAUUCUCCUUCGUAAAUACGAAACAAGAAAAAUCGAAUUUCAAUCAUCGUAUGACGUAGGUGAGCAAUCUAUGUUUAUAAUAUAUUUAAUGGUUUCAUAUAUUGUAUGUAUGCAUAUAUCGAUCAAUCAAUAUAGUAUAUAAAAGUAGAUACGUUCAGUAUUAACUGUUGAAUAAUAACCGGGCAACACCGUGAGCAACUACUUAUUAUUCGCAUUUUAAAUUAUAUGCAAUCGUUAUUAAUGUAUAUAGUUAUGGCGAAUAAUUAAUUUUAUAUUCUGUGGACAUAUUUUUUACCGUUGAUGUAAAUAUUAUAGUAUACAAGUUGUAUUUUUUGAGGUGUAAUAAUAAUUGUUUUCCUCAACGGUCGCAUGUCAAUAUAUCCUUGGUACCAGAGAAGAAGGGCUUUGAUCUCGAUUUUGUAUAGUUUUUAAUGCAAGCUAAUUAAACUUUGAUAAUUUUUGAAAAUGACUUAAUGUCGUAAUUGUAUAUAAUUAUAUGACUUAUAUCUAUUUGUCAAACAAAAAUUACAUCAUGUAAUGACUUGAGAUAUUUUAAGGUUCAGCAUCUAUAACAUGCGUCUGACAUACACUUAUGAAAUUUAGACGAACAAAUAAAAGGAGGAAAAAUUGGCAUAAGUAAAAAUAUUAUAAAAAAAAUUGACUUGAGAUCUCCUUCUCUGGGACCAAAAAUAUACAGUUGUAAUUCACGAUUAUAUUUGUCAUAGUUAUGGUAACAAAUUUUACCAUUGAAGUACAUGGAAGUUAUCACUGGAGAUGUAUUAAUAAUAAUAUUGUUUUCCUCGGAGUUAUUAUAUUAAGGUUGUAUGCGUAUAAUGGCCUAUUUUUUUGUACCAUGAUUCAGCGAUUUCCUCGAAAUAUUUUAAGUAAAUUUGAUUUCUGUAUUUUUUCUCCUUCCAAUCGUUAUAAUACGGAUAUCAAAAAUAAGAAAAAAAACACAUUAUAUUUUAAACUUGAAGGUUUCCAGGGUACGAAAUAUUCAUUUUAGACGUUAUGAUUUGUAUCAACGUGAUGUAUAUAUUAUAAUCGCUAGCUAAGAACAAAAAACAGACAUCGCACAACUGAUGCACUCUUUAUAUUCAUUGUUGUUUUAACUGGCCGCUAUUUAUAUUCUAAUAUGAUGUAUAUGUAAAUACAAUUACUCGAGAUCGUAAUUAUAACAUAUAGAUCCACCAUUGUUCCGAAACUGUUUUACAUACUCGUAUUAUCGAAAUACAUAUACCGGAAAUAUAUUAUAAGGAAAAUGAAAUAUCUUAUAUAAGAUUAGAAUAUUAUUAGCGUCGGAGUUAUUACAGUCGGCAAUUUAUUUUUAUACGCGUACGCGUAAACGUUUUGUACAUUGAUAAGAUUUUUCUAUGCAGAUUAAAAAAAAAAAUCCUUUUUACUGACUCUGACUCUCUCUCUCUCUCUCUCUCUCUCUUUCUCUCUCUCUCUCUCUUUUUCGUCUAUUUCGCCUGUACUCGUAUUCGCAGCAGUAUAAAUAUUUUUCAGUCGAUAUAGCCCCGCAGUUCAAGAGGUAUAGCUAGGGUACCUAUCCGAAAUUGGAAUUUCGCUUUUUUGCUCCAAAAUAUCAGUAAAACAAAAUCGUGUCCCUAUUAGUGUGAUGGUAGAUACCGAUCUGUAAACAAAAAAAUUACAUUUGAACUUAAGGGUGUUGGUUUUUUUUUAAACCUUUAAUUUCCAAAAACAUACAUAAAAAAGCUCGUAACUAUCCAAUUACAUUUCGCGAAUGACGCGAUUAUUUCGUUUGGAAAUAUUUUACGGAUUUCGGAUUUCAAAGCAUUACCUAUAUAAUAGCUACUACUAUAUAUACAGGGAAAUGAUGCUGAGUUUUUUUUUUUUUUUUUAUUAUUCACAUCCGACCAUUUUCUAGUGCGUAUAGUAUACAACGGCUCUCAGGGGACUAUUGAGAACGAUAUAUAUAUAUAAUAUAUAUAGGAGGAGAGAGAGAAAGAAAGAAAACGUUUACGACCUGUUUGCCGUUCACGGGUAAUCGUGUCAACGCACUCCAUGCCAAUGCUGCUGCUAUUAAAAUAAUAAUUUUAAAAAAAUUGUCAAACAUUUCUGCCAAGUCAAUACAAUUUAAUCCGCAUAAAAUUUAAAAACAAAACAAUUUUUUAAAUAGCGAAAAAAAAAUCGCUAGAAUGUUUUGAAAUUUUACCACAUCUAGAAAGAGUUUGCGUAAGACAUUUUUGUGGAAAUUUCAGAUCUAUAUACGAUUAUUUUUAACCGAAUUACAAUAAAAAAGGAAAAAAAAGGACAGACACACUUCGCAUGUGGAUGCAGUCACUGUUGUUAAAAGUUAGGAAGGUAGUAUACAGACGGGAAUUCAAUAAAUCUGUAAGCAACGAUAAACCAUUGAAAAAAUUGAUUCUGAGCGGAGAUUCCGUGACAAAAAUUAUAAUUUAAAAUAAUUAAAACUUAAUAAUAACAAAAAAUAAAUUUAAAUGGUUCCCAAUGACAUCCUUAUUUUUAAUCUUUUUAUCUUUUUUAACCCAAAGAACCGGGUUUUCGUCGUUAUCUUGAAUACUAAUGAGAGUGUCAAAAAAUAACCUCUUUAAAGUACCACCCAGAGAACAUUUCCUUUCAAAAAAGGUGCUAUACUAGAUGAUCGGAGUAAGCUUUCUAGUAGAAAAAGUGUUUACAUAAAAAAAAAAAAUAAUAAAGAUCAUUAUUAAAACAAAUACAUUCUUCACUGCUCUCAGAAUCUAAAACAAUAUCGAUAGGAAUUUCCUGAUUUUCCACCUUUUUUUUCCUGAUGUUCAAAAAACUUUUAACAAAAUCGAAAAAUAAAAAUUAGAAAAAGUAGUAUAUUUUUGGAACAAGAUUUCUAGUAGAAAAGUUGUUUAUAGAUAUAAAAAAAAAAUUCUCGUAUAUUGCAGUAUAACCAAUACACAUUUAUCAUUGCACACAGAAUGGUACAGUAUUUUAAAUACGGUACCGGAUGUGAUUAUACAUGACAGUCAUAUAUGAAUAUAAUAUUAUUAUGUCGGUGAAAAUUGAAUUGAUAAGAAUACGUCGAUUUAGUUCCUAAUUUUUUCUUUUUUUUUAUCGUUCCGUUUACAAUAAUAUUUAUAUUAGAUGGCUUUUGUUAGUCAAUAUAUUAACGCGAUUAAAAAAUAAUCAAAAUAGCAUAUAUUUUUACAUAUUAAAAAAAAAAAAAAAAUGAUAAUGAUAUAAAAAAAAUAUAAUAUACUAAAUGCGUAAAACGCAUAGAUAGUAAUUUAUGAUGUUUGACGUUUUUUUACUCUAGCUGUUAUAUUUCUAAAUUAUCUCGGAGCUGUCAAUUAUAAUAUCAUAUUAUAGUGCUAAAAAAAUAACACUAAAUAUACACUAUACUAUGGGUUGCUAAACUUUUCCAAGUAGUGAGCAACAUUCAACAUUUUAAGUCUUGACUUAGAACAAGAUGAUCGAUAUUAUCUAUUUAUUUAGGUUUUGGGAAUAUUAUUUAUAUUUUUGAAUACAUUCAGUGUAGAGUAAGUGUACAUCGUACAUUAUGUAAAUAUAUAUUCUCUUAAAGUUCAUUUUAAUAAUACGUGAAGAAUCGGUACACACUUUUUUGUUAUCUUACGAUAGUUGACAUUGAUUCUUUGCAAGUUUUGAGAAUUUUGGCGUAUAAUUAGACAUAGCUGUUCGUAAACUUGAAUUUCAAUGUCAUUAAUUGAUUGUCAUUAAAAUGUUCAUUAUUGACCAAUAUUUGAUGUAUUUUAAUUCGGAAAUGCUAAAUUACCUACCUAAGUUGAACCAAAAAAUUAAGUUAAACGAGCAAUAUCUCAUAGAUUUGUCUAUUUUUGAGUACUUUUAUGCUUCGAAAAUUUCAAUGAAUCAUAAGUGCUGAAGAUUUCAAAAACAAUAUUUUACUAUCUGAUUAUUUACAACGCGAUCGAUCGAUGACGGAAAAAUUAUUUUUUAUUACGAUCGACCAAUGUUCCCAGAAAGAUUGACCAAUCAUCACGAUCAAUUGGUUGGCAACUUCUGUAUUUUAUGAUUCUAAGUUAGAACUUUUAACCAAUCGCCGUUAUGAAUUCAUAAUAAUAUUAUUAUUCGACGUAAAAUUGUAGAGCUGCUUGUUUCUUAAAUAUUCUAUAAAACAAAUCCUGAAAAAAGUUAAUAUUUUUCGAGAUAAUAAGUGUACCUACUUAAUUGGAUCACCUUGUAUAAUGUAUUCAUGGUUUUUUUUUUAAUAUAUAUAUUUUUAUUACUUACCUACUUUUAUAAUUAUAUAAUAAUAAUAAUGAUUAAAGUUACACCCUGGGUUUUGUUUUGUUUUACCUAAACCUUUUAGUAUAUAUUAUAAUAACAUUGCUGUGUGAUUAAUGAUGAAAGUUGCAUAUUAGAUAAUAUAUGCACUAUCUUAUAUAUGAAAAAAAAAAUUAAAAAAAAAACUACAACAACAUCAAACUAUGUUUUAGUUUUUCGUAUAAUAGAAUCCAACAGUGUUGUUUUACGCACUAAACAACCGAGAGUACAUGCAGCAUAAUAUGUGGUUUAAAACGUGGUACAACUCAUAUAUUAUAAUGAUAUUACGUAUAGUUUAUUAUUUUAAUAUAUGCAUAUUAUCAUGAGUGGCGGCGGUUAACUGCGUUUUAUCCGCGAGAAAACACAACUUUUUUGACCCGAGUUGUCUCUAAUAUUAUUCACGGAGAAUGCGCGAGUUAAAGAAAAAGGCCUAAGACUGCUAACGAAUGUGCCACUGCUGUAUAGUUGGGAAAUUGAGAUAUAUUUCGUUUUUGUUUUUUUCUCGGCCUUUAAGACCGUAUUGCCGAAAAGUCUUUUCCAGUCUUAUAUAUUCAUUGCCGCCUCAUUUCAGUCCUAAUCGUCUUGAUACUCAACUAAAUAUUUGAAAAUUCCUGCUUAAUACAAUCUUCCCAUUUUCUGUCUCCGGGAUUAAUAUACCUUUUUACUCAUGGAUUCUUGUUUCUUCAUAUUCUAGAUUUUUUCUUUAUAUUUCGUUCGCUAUUUCUGUUAGUUUGAACAAUUCUUCUAACUAUUGGGUCUUUUAUCAAAAAGAUAAUCUUGGUUGUUUUUUUAAUUUUAUGGGUCUUGUACUCUGAUCAAAACAUGGCUUAGUUGGGAUGCAUAGAGUUUUUCAAUUUAUAUUAUCUGUAAGCAACGGCAGGUAAAUUAUUUCGGUAACGAAAAACGAUUAUGAAAUUCCUUCUUAAAUACGUUUUUAAAUGUCGUGAUUUUACUAGUUUCGUUUAUAUUUGACCCUUAAACUAUUUGGUUAUUAAUUUUCAAUACUUCUUAUGAGUUUUACUGAUCACGUGUUGACGUAUAUUGUAAUUACGUGAAUUGAGUAAGUACUCUAUAACAUUAUAAUGCAAAUUAUGGUCUUGAUAAAAAAAAAGAAAAUGAAAUUUAUGGAUUUAAUCUUGUUUUAUUUAUCUCACGAAAAUUAAGAUAUUUUUCGUAUAUUUUGUUAAAAUAUAUUUGACAAUCGAAAUCCUUUUUUAAAAUUAAACCCCAAAAUCCAUAGUUUUGUCUAGAUUUUCGGUCCGAAUAUCACUUUUCAACGAAAAUUAAAUAAAUAGUACGGAUUUAUAAUAGGUUUUUUCUAUAGACAUUCCUGAGUCUGUGCAAAAUGUGAUAUAAAUUGUUGUCGAUUAGGAAUUAUGCAGUUUUAUUAAAGAAAAAUGACAGCUCAUCUGUUUUAAUUCGAAUAUUACCAGCUGUGACUAUCACCCGGGAUUGAGAACCAAUUCGUAUGCUUAAUGACGGACACUUUCGAGUUCCGAAUAGUUUAUACUUUUAACUAUCGAUAGUUUUCGAUAAUUUGGUUGAAUUUUCGGAUAUUUUAUUUGAACGUUUUAGAUUCUGAACGAAGCGAGGAAUGUAUUAGUUAUACAAUGAUGUUUAUUUAUUAUUAUUUUUUUAUUUUCUGCAAACAAUUUUUUUAUUAGAAAUUUUGCUCUGAUGUAUCAACUGUAGUACUUUUUCUGAAAGGAAAUUUUAUCUGGAUUGUACGUUAGGCAUGCCAUUUUUUUAUCAAACGGUUUUCAUAAUUAUUGGAAAAAACAAAGAAAUAUGGGGAAAUGUACGAAAUGUAUUAUUUUAAAUUUUGUUUUUUUUUUGUGAUUCAGUUAAAAAUAUUUGUAGAUACUUGAAAUUAACAGAAAAAUUAUAUUUGUUUUUUUUAGACGUAAAAAAAUUUUCAAAAAAUGUUUAGCCUUAUUCGAGCUAUUUAUAGACAUUUUAAUUGUGCGAGUUUUUUUACGUAAUUUUUAUUUAGUAGGUACUUUGUGGAUUAAAUUGUUAGGCCAAACAAAAAUGCUUAAAAUUGAAUAGGAGGUUCAUUAUUAGUCUUAAAUGAUUGAAAAAAAAAUUGAGCGUAAUUUAUAAUUGUAUUUUUAAAAGAAUUUUUAUAUUAAAAUUUGAUGUAAAUCAUAAAUAUUAUGGUCUUUCAAAACACGUAUAACCAAACUCCUCUCGUAAUCGAUUUUCGUUAGUAAUGAUGAAUCGUACAUGCACAUUAAAUUCCUCUCUAUAUUCUUUCUUUUUAACUUCUCCCCUGCAAUAGUGGUUCAUCCAUCGUGUGAAGUAUGUCCGUUUUUUUUUCUCUGUGACCGAAUAGGAAAGUAAGGAUAGGAGAUAAUAUUUUGAAUGUUUUGUUGUUAUCGAGAAUCGAAGAAUAAACUAUUCACACUGAAAUAGUUAAUACGAUUAUUUCGUAUUAAACACAAAAUUCGGCUGGAAGGAGGGGGUUGCUUAUGCAUUUAGGCCUAUUGGUACCCUUCUAAAACCCGCGAUUAUUUACACCUUUCACCCCGUCACUCGGGCAUGGUUUCGCUUAUUAUACGCGCCCAUUAUUAGAAUAUUAUAUUUUGUUCGCGAUCGGAUCCUUCGGCCGUCGUCGACAGAUAGUUCGGAAGAAAUCAUCUGUAUACACCUGUGCCAGUUCCCUCCCGGGUGUCACGUGGGCUUCCACGAAAGUGCACCUUAAGAUCGUCUGUGAUAAUAAUACUACAGGUUUAGUGAAAGCGAGAUGAAUUGCCGCCGUCGUCUAUGUAUAGGGUCAUCCAUCAUCCGCGGAUGCUGCUGCGGGUCGAACCGUUUGUAAUAUUAUAAUAUAUUCUACGUAUAUUAUUAUUGUCGCCGUGGUCUUACGUCGGAAAUCGACGGAGACGACGAUGACGGUGGCGAUGACGCCGGAAAGUCGUUUAAAACAUUUUUUUUCGAUUUCAGACGACGGUUAGCGUCGUUGUCCACUGAAAUUUAUCCGCGGCCCAUCGUCCGCAGCAACAUUGACAUCGGCCAGCGUGUAUAACACUAAGUGUAUAUGUGCAAAAGACGAUGAAAAAAAUAUCGUGCAUACAGGAUGAUCCAUUCACACUAGUUAUUUCGAAAAGUAUUAGAUAUUUUCAAACAAUGUUUUUUAAUCACCAACAUUUUGGUGUGCGAAAUAUAACACUAAUGUUCUUCAAACAGUUUUAACUAAUACUACUCCGUCUAUUUAUAGAAUUUUUAACAUAUAUAGGUUGCCGUUUGAAAAUUGAAAAAAAGAUAGUCGUUUCCUAAGCGUAAAGGUGCAAAUAGGAGAAUGCCGGAGGACUUGGCGUCCUCAUCGAGUCCUUAUCAAGUAAUUACUGUAAUUAUAACGUAUCAGUAUUAAUUGACACGAUGAGGAUUUAAGGCCCCCCCCCAAAAAAAAAAAAAAUAUUCGGAAUAGUUGCGCCUACAAUAUGCAAUUUGAAAUCGUCGAAAACAUUCGAAUUAUCGCGGGUAGCCACUAUCUUAAACGGACGAUCGCUCUGUAUAAUAUGGAAUUUCAAAAAAAAAAAAAAUAAAUAAAUAAAAAAUACAUAACUUAUCGUCGAUCACGCGACGUUUUCGAAUGUAUACAUACACCCGCAACCGCGUAUAGGAUACCGGCGCGAUCGUUCUUAGCUUUUUAGGCUGAUCACCCACCCACCCUCCACUCCCCCUAUCACCCGUUCACAAUACGCGGUACACAAAGAGCCCGGGGUCUUGCCGCGGACAUUUUUCCGCCCCGUAUGGCCGUCCGCGACGAUCAUUUAUAUCGUCGUCGAGGGUUUCCGCGCCAAUAAUACCUGCGGCCGCGUACCCGUGUAUUACAAUUGUACGCGCGUACAAUACAACGCGCGUAUUCUUCGCCGCGGCGAGUCCCGCGCACUCCGAUAGCGAUCGAUAAUCGUGACUUAUCUACCGCCCGUGUGCGAUCACGGAGGAGCCCGUCGUCGUCGCGGCCGUCGUGUCGUUCCCACGCGACUCGCCGACUCGCCACGAUUCGCCGCCGCCGCCGCCGUGAUACGCUCGCGCGAAACAUACCCGAAUGCGUUUUGUUGCGGUCGCCGCGUAUACCUACGACCUGCCUGCUUGCCUGCCUGUCUGCCUGUCUGUCUGCCUGCCUGCCUACGGUCAUCGCCGUCGCAAUCAUCACAUGCCUAGACGUCCGCGAAUUUUCGCGGCGGCCGGUCGUGAUCCCGACGACGGGUUUCAGACGUUACCCGUAUUUUGUAGCCAACAGACGCAAUACGAACGUUAACGUAUUGUAGGCACAUUAUAAAACCGCAUCAUCCGACCGCACGCCAGCGCGUCUACCAUUGUUACAGCCGCUGCAUACCAACAAUUGAGUCGCGUUGCCCGAACGGGGAAAAAAUAUUAUACUAAUCGAGUCCCGGGUACAAAUCAAAUAUCGUUGUUUUAUCAAGUUCAGGCGUGUAAAAAAUAUUUACACUAAUAUACAUACUUAAAAAAAAAUAAAUAGUAAGUUUUGAAAUGUCGCUCCUCAUAUAAUAUCCGCAUAAUAUCAGAACUUCAAAAAGCUAGAAUUUCGAAACCAAGUCAGUCCGAUUAAUUCUGACUAUAUCAUCGUUAUUAAAUCGAUAAAAAAAAAUACUACAUUAAGUUCAAAUUUUCUUUUUGACCACAAAGAACCUCCUGCUAAAUGUUCAAGAUUUCUGUUUAGUCUAACAAUUUUACCACAGAGUACACACCGAAUACAAAUUACGCACAAAACACGCAAAGUUAAAAUGUCUAUAAAUACCUCAAAAGUGGCUCAAAUAUUUUGAAAUUUUUUCAUAUCUAGAAAAAGCAAAUUUAAGUUUCCUGUCCAAAUUUCAAGUCUCUAUGAAUAAUUUAAACUGAAUUACAGUCAAAAACAAAAUUUAAAAUAAUAAAAGCAUUAUUUUCUUAUGUUUUAUCCUGGAUUUUCCAAGAUAUUAAGAAAACCGUUUGGAAAAUCAAAAAAUGACCUUCUUAAAGUACCAGACAAAAUUUCUUUUUAGAAAUGGUGCCAUAUUUAAAUAUCGGAGCAUGAUGUCUGGUAGAAAUUGUUGUCACGGUACCUGGUGAUCCAUUUAAGGUGGGUACACCUAUUAUCUCGGAAAGUAUUGACUUUUUCUGGAAUUUGUUUUCUAGAACAUUUAAGAAAUAAACAUCUCUAUAAUAUUAUGUUUAUGUUAAUUUUUGUUCCCCUUAUUUUGGGGGUGGAACCACUCACUACCUACUUUUGAUUUUCAAAUGACCACCUAGUGUAUGAAAUCUUUGAUUUCUGUUAAGCAGUUGACGAGAUAUUCCACUUUAAAGUUUAGGUUGGAGAAGAGUAGUGGAGUAGAUCAUAUAUGUGGCGGUACGCCGUGUUAAUAAUCGGAUGGAUCUCCCGGUACUAACCGAGUCCGCGGUUAUUAAACCAAAAAUAUACUAAUAUUGAAUCCGAGAAUUAUUUUGAGUAAAAUAUAAAAUCAACCAUAAUACGUGUAUGAAUAUAUAGAGACGACUACGUGAUAUUCUUCAUAUUAUCGCCCUUAGGACUUUCGUCAGAUAAUAUGCAGUUCUAUAUUUCAGUUCGUAUGCAGCCAUUCUAAUAACAUCAUUUUUGACGCACGGUCCGAUACGUGACUUUUUUUUCAUGAAAAUAAUAAAUUAUUAUAUUGUUAUAAAUUGUUAUUACUCGACGUGGACUUAUUGAAAUUUAAAACUAUGAUUUUUUUUUUCGUUUUACAUACACGCACGGAAAAGUAUAUUACGUUUUAGGGCUGGAUACGAUUUCGUUUAUUCUGAUCGUUUUUCGAUUCGAUUUAUCGUCGGUCAUGGCGUUUAAACUAAAAAUCACCCCGUCUCAUUCUGUGCCGACUUUAAACAACUUUCCGGCUACAACGGUACCAAUAACGCACCAAGUACCUACCUAAGGGCGGCUUUUUUUCUUCGAGUUUUCGAAUCGUAUGCUAUUAUUAUUUUGAACUCUUAUUUAUUUAAAUCGCAUACGCGUAAUAACACGUGUAGUAUUUUAUUGUUGUGGUUUUUUACGUAUACGAGUACAUAAAUUAUGAUAAUUAUAGCGGUGAUAAUAUAGCGUCUGCGACCGGAGUUGUGUACAUAAACCACGGCUGUCUCGCUCGUUGUAAUACGGAUGAAAACAUUCUAUAAGUGGCAUUAUAAACGUUGUAUUAUUUCGUUAUCGGAACCGUGUAAUAUAUUAUGCGACCUGACCGGCCUACGCGUUUCGAUUACUAUAAUCUGACUGCGGGUUGACUUGGAAAGUUUUCAUUCCGAGACAACAACAAUAUAAUACAUCGUGGGUACGAAGAAGCUUCAGGCGGCCGGCCGGUUGUGAUUCUGCGGCAACGCAGAUGACGGGCAAACCGGUUUAACGGUCGUAGACGGGUACGUUUUUUUUUUUUUUUUUUUUUUUUUUGUCGAGGAGGACGAGGAUGAAGAAGUGGAAUAGGGUAUUUAAAAAACGAGUAGGUAAUACGUACCUUUAGGCCAGUAUAUAUUAUUAUAAUAUUAUUGUAGAACAGCGAGAGAGUCUGGUACCUAUACAAUUUUAUAUUAUAUUACCGCAGGUACAUCGGUUGCGAGUGGAACGUACUCGGAGAGACUUUCCCCGCGCCCUGUGUCAAAGAUACGCGUUGUUGCAUUUUUUUAUUAUUAUUUUUUUUUUUUAAAUUUCAUCGAAGACGACCACACGGCAACUUAUGUGUGUGUGUGCGUGUGUGUGUGUGUGUGUGUUUGUGUGUGUGCGUGUGACCAUGUGGUACAAGGUUGUCGCGUUGUUGUCCCGGACGCCCGAUCCGAUUUGUUUUUGCAUCUGUAAUAAUGUGACUUUCGUUUUUUUUCCUUUUUCUUCUUUAAUAGAGUUAUAAUAAAAUAUUAUAACAGUGACUAAUAUAAUAUAUACCUAUGUUAUGGAAAUGCCAAACAAAUAUUAAAUACGUAGAGCGUACUAAAUUGUGUAUACCUAUAUCGUAUUGAUAUAUUAAAUAUUUUAUUUCACGACGAGUAAGACUGCGAAGUGUGUCUAAACAUCUACAGCAGUUUGUUAUAUUCAAAUUAUUAUUUUCCGACGACGGCUUAUCUUUUACGAAACCGGUCAGGAUAACUCCGUGUUCAAUAAUAUACGCACCGUCGUCACGGCUUUGCUUUAUUUUUCGUAUCGUAAUGUAAUAUAUUUAUUUAUAUUAUGUUUAUUUAUCAUUCCCCCCCCCCCCCCNCCCCCCCCGUAACGAGUAUUUUUUUUCGCAACACACAUGCAUUAAAAAAAAAAAAAACAUAUUUCUUCACCGUUGUAUUAUUAUAUUUUAACAAAUAAUUAGUUAACCAACGAGGAAAUAUCAUGAAAUCAUCUUGAGUUGAAUAAUUAUUGCGUGCGAGUGAGUUUGUUAUUGCCGUAAAAUACUACGUUUAAAAAGCUAAACGUACAAACGUACAGUUCGUAUCAUGGGUUGGCCACUAUUAUAAGUGGGAAGCUCGUCGGAUUAUUUGUAAGUUUUAGGAUGUAGAACAAUAUUUAGUUUACACAUAUUAAAAUCAACGAUAAAUCAUUGUUGCAGUAAAAAAAAACCGAUCUAGAGUGGAGUUCAGUAAACCGGUAUGAUAUUUUACUAUGAUCGUGCUUUUCCACCUUGUAGCCAAGGUAACUAAAAUCGACAAAAAUAAAGCCGAUGAAUCAUCGUUUAUCUUUAUUUUUUUUUUUUUUUUAGAUAAAUUAUUUUGAAAUCCAAUCGAAAAUCAUCAUCUUUUCAAAUAUGACACGAACAAAUAUUGGCAAAGUAAUAAACUUGUCUUAUAUGUAUAGACAUAUAACAUCGAUAACAAUUUAUUAUUUAGGAAUUUUUCAAAUCAAAUCACAAAGUCUAAUUAUUUUAUUUGCAUUCUCUCUGCAUUUGUUGAAAUCCGUUAAGGUUAACGUCAAUGUUCAAAAUCCUAAUUGACUUCGAUUCGAUAUAAACUCUAUUGCCGGAGGUUUUUGUUAAUCAAAUAAUACUUCAAUGAAAUCGGUAUAGCUCUGCCAGUUAUUUCCGUUUACAGUCAUUUUAAAUAAAGCUACUUGUCAAAAAGCAAAAUAGGAUGUAUACCAUUUAUCAUCUUUAUUAAUAAUCCCUAUAUAUAAUAUUAUCCAGCGUAUUAUCCUAAUUCUGAUUGUCAGCAUUCAACUAGCAUUAUGUGUACUAUACUCGCAUAUUAUUAUUAUAAACUGUAAAAAUACUGGAUAAAAUAUAAUAAACAAAAGUUAACUUUAUACAAUAUGUAGGUAUCUGUUUCGUCUUUUGUUUUUCAUAUAACAGAUAAAUAAUUAUUAUUAUGUGUAUAAAGUAAAUUUUUUUUUAAAAAACACUGUAAUAUAGUAUCAAUUAAUUAAUUCUAAGUAUUAAAUCUUUUUGUAAUAAAAAUAACAUUCAAGUCGUUUGUGUAAAAUUUGAUUUCUGAAAUGUACGAGUAAAAAACGUCGGUGGUAAAAAUAGCAGAGGAAAAAAUGUUUGUAGUCAAAAAUUAAAAUAUUGAAAGAAAAAAUAAUAAUUUAGGAUAGAAAGGAUAGAAUUGAAAAUUGUUGCAAGAUCAUGAAUUACCAUCAUAGAUGUUUCAGUAGAAUUAUACCGUGUAAAAUCAUAUCCUAACAAAUGUCUGAUAUUUUGAUAUUAUUAAUUUUGCAUUGAAUACGAAUAUUAGAUAUAUAAGAUGUAUACAUAAAACGAUACGGACUUUAAAUUGUAUUACUAUUGGGAAUGUUCAGGAUCAGUUUGAGAAUAGAUAACGAAAAUUUCAUCUAGAUAAGAUACAGAUAAUUGUAUAUAAAUUUAUCUGGAUUAGAAAAAUAUAGUUUUAACUUUUAUCUAGAUAAUAUGAUAAAUAAAACUAAUUUGUAUUAUAUUUAAAUAACAAUUUUUCUAAUUUAUAGCCUACGUAAAUAAUUAUAUGAAUAAAAUUACGGUAAUAUAACAAUAAUAUAACUUUUUUUCUCUACAAUGAUAUUGUGUAAUAACUAAUACUGUGUGGCGAAUGAUUACACGCGUCCCUGUCUUCAUAAAUGCGGCGAUUAAUCAUGCAAAAUAUAAUACAUUUAAAUUCGAGCUUCGCCGAUUAAUUACCUAGUAUUUAAGCCACUUAAAUGUUUUUACUAUGUGACAAUUUAAAAUCAAGACUUAAAACUCAUUUAUACCCUCAACUUUAAAAAAUAUAAUAAUGUCUAUAAAUUGCUCAUCUAUUAUCUAUAUAGUUUAUAUUAUAUAACAAUAGUAAUGUUAUCGAAAAUCUUCGAGUCAAAGUGUCGUAAAAUAACGUUUUAAAGUAUCAACUUUAUAACAUUUUUUUAUUAGUACAUGGGAAUCUGGUAAUACUAUGAGUAUAUUUACUAACUGUAUAGUAUUCUGAUAGAACAAUUUUAGUAAAAAAAAAUGAAUGCGAUUUAAAUACAAUUUAUCUAGAUAAGUAAAUGUAUCAUCUAAUAUAACCAAUAGAUAAAUGGAACAAUAGUUGUCUAGUUAAAAUAAUAGAUAAGUAAUUUUUUAUCUAGAUAAGUCUCAACACUGUUUGGGAUAAUAAUAAUAUACUUUUGAUAGUCAUGCAGCUUGUUGUGCCAGCCAAUUAAGUAGGUAUGUUUUGAGGCUGCACAUUUUAUUGUUUGUGCGGAAUACUUGUUUACAUUACGUUUCUUAUGGUUUUCGUUUUGAAUUAAAUCGAUCUGCCUUUUAUAAGAUAAAUACACUUGGACAAUUUCGUACAAUAAUAAUAUUAUAUACCGAAGCGUAUAAUUUACAUUAAAAAAAUAAAAACAUCAUUUUAAAGGCUAUCAUUUUCUCCUUCUUGGGCGGAUAAUAAGGAUUCAAAUUAAACCAAACUUUUCUUUUAUUAUGGGGGAAACAAAUUUAUUUCGCAUUAUACACAGUCGUUUUUAUAUUAUUUAAACGUAUACUCAAAAUAUUAUUGACAUAAACGUUGCGUAAAUUUACUGCUAAGACCGUCUAUUUAUUUGUAUAAUAAUCUGAGCAGAUAAUGACCGUCUUGUUUGCGAGUAUUUACCCGUUUAUAAUAAAACGAACAAUAAUUAUAAACAUAUAUAAUAUUAAUAAUGUGUAUUUAAAUAAAACUUUAAAUACUUUUAUAACUUCUUAACUAUAUAAUAUGAUGAAUACACGAAAAUACACCGUUAAAACGACUGAGUUAAAGUGUGCAGAUUUAUUAUAAUGUAAAGACGAUAAAGCGUAAAAAUAAAAUGUAUACAUAUAUGUAUACAUAUUAUGUUAUAAAUGUAUUUAACAAAAAAUUGAUAAAAAAAUCGCAGUAGUUUAACGUAAUUUACUCGAUUCCAACUCUGUUCGAGUAGAAAUAAUAUAAAUUGGUAUACUAUAUGACUGUAAGUAGAAAAACUAUCGAACUUGGGAUUUUUCCGUAAAUUUCACUAACAUCGGCUUUACUAAUUUUUAUUCUACAUUUUUUAUUUUUCUUUAAAUACGAUUGCAUUUUAUUGCUGCGUUAGGUAGUUUUUAAUUACGUUAAAAAAAAAAAAAAAAACAACAACAACCGAAGUCAAUAAAUGCUCGCAUUGGCUGGGUGGAGUUUCCGAACAUACCUCCCACGCGUAAAUUUUAGCGUACUUUUUUAAUUUAACCAAAACAGGAACUCUAAGAAAUGUCUAAAUUGUUAACAUUUUGAAUCGAAAUAUUUAACGUUUUUUGAGGGAAGAUUUAAAUUUAAAAAUAAAAGUAUAAUAUUAUAAAAUAUCCUACAUCAAAGUUUCUUAUUUUAUAACGAGGUUAUGUUAACGCGGUACACAACGUACAUACCUACUAUAUUAUAUGGUUUAUAAUACGAUUUAUAGUUGGUUGAAAUAAUAAUAUUAUUUGCUGUGGGAAAUUAUUAUUGUUAUUCUUUUUCUCCGCACUUCUUUCAAGCUCGUUUUAAGAAAUUUGUUUCGAAAAUUUUAAUGAAUUGUAUUAAUACAUUGUUAUGUAUUAUAUACCCGCGCGGUAAAUUUAAAGACAAAAUCUGCACAAAAAGUAUACCGAAUAAAUUUAGUAGAUACCAGCCCGAAUAUAAGUUUAUUAUAUUAUAUAAGUUCAAUAAUAGUUUAAUUAGUUUCAUUUUUUGACGUAUUAACAUCCCUUGAAACCCCCUAUAUAGAUUGAGAGACAUUUAUUGAAAAUAUAUAGUAUUGAGGACUCGUGAUAAUAAUAUUGCGGAUACUACAACAGAAAGAUUGAAUGACUGACUCUUAUCAUAUAUGUUAUAAUAUAGAUAUGUAUAUAAAUAUAUUUACAUAAUUAGGAACUUAUAUACAGUAUACAUACUGUAUAUACCUAUUACAUAAAUAAUUUUUGAAGUUUUUGUAACUAUUCCUACGCAACGUAUACAAUUACUCAGGGAAAACGUUAUACUGGAAGAUGUGUUAAAAUAAAUAUUUGACGUUUGUGAAAAGUUAUUGCUGCGAUAUCGCCGACUAUAUUAUAUGAACACUGUAGGUCUCUCUAAUUUUUAAAUUUUCUUUUAAGGCGUACUACCACAUGCAAUUCGACCAUAAACUACUCGUACUAUAUACCUAAUUAAGAAAUUAAAUUUUCACCAAAAAAAAAAAAAAAAAAAAGAGAACUUGCACUGGGCAACGUUUGUUUUAGUUUUUCGAUACUACAAAUAAAAAAUAAGUUAUUAUUGUUCUACAAUCUUAUAAUUUUAAGUUUUUUAGUUUUUCAAACUUGAAUAACCAUAUUUUAGUACGGCCGUAAUGAUAUCGAAAAAUUAAAACCAACGUUGUACAGUACUGCAGGUUCGCGUUUUUUAUGGUAAAAAUUUUGGUUUCUUAAUUAAGUCUUUAGCCCGAGUAGUUUUUGCCUGCUCAAAACAGUCUUUCUAUAAACAUUGUUUUAAUUUUAAGCUUACAUAAUAAAUACUGGUAAUUACAAGACAGGACUUCAUGUAAAUGUAUAUUAAAUUGAUAAUGAAAAUUGUUGAGUUGAUCAAAUUUUAAUUUACAAACAUUUUUUCCAAAAAUUUCUAACAUGAAACAUCUUAUGGAAGAACGUUCUUUUAAGAAUAAUAUCCAAAAUCAAAAUUAUCGUAUCAAUCAAUGCUUUGUAAAACGCGUUUACUGAUAAAUUUGAGUAUAAACUUGAAAUCUGAUUCACAGUGGAUUAUAGUAUUUAGAUACACACAUAAUUUUAUCGGAGUGUUUUAUUAAUUUUUGCAACCCUUAUAAUUGACUCGGUUUUGCGUGAGGCCACGGUUCCUUUAAUCUAUUUAAUAUUUUUGUUCGUGUUAUUAUACUUGUGUACACGGUAGAUACGUCACGUAAAUGAUUAGCUUGAUUAGGUUGCGGAAACCAAACUACCGUUAAUAAUUUAUAUGUUCAUUUAACCGGAAACCGACAAACUUCUAUCGUGCAUUUACUUAUGGUCAACGAUGGGUAAAAUUAAUCAUUAAAGAGUAAUCGCUAUGUCCACACUCGCGUGUUUCGCAAAAAUCCUGUGUUUUUGUUUAUGCUCCCGUGUGGUACCAGUGUAACGAUCGCCGUUUCAUAAUACAAACAAUUUAUAAAUAUAGAUUUUAAAAAAUCGUCGUUCAUCGUAUUGUUUUUAUUUAAUCAAGAGAAAUACGAGUGUCGUAUAAUGCUUUCUAUAUCAAACAAAUAACCACUCUUGUAUGCUAUCUAUACAUCCGUAGACAUUUUUACUUUUAUUUUUAUUAAAGCCUUUAGUUUUAUAGUUGAUUUUGAUCUAUGUUUUGACGGUAUAAUUGUCGUCUUAUAAAAUUAUGACUUAAAUGUUUCGUGAAAAACGUUUAAAGUCAUUGCUCCGAUUGAUUACGUGAUGAUCACAACCAAUUAUUCCUAUAUUUAAGAAGGAUUUUAGCUCCACGUAAUCACAAGCCGCAUUAUAUUUUACUCUUACGUGUUUCCAUAAACACUCAUUCAUUUAAGUUUGAUGCUUGUGUUUGUAUUUUUUGCUAUGAGAAAUCCACGAUUUUUUGUAGUAGGUACACUUUCUAUAAAUUUGAAUUAUAAAUAUUCUUGAAUAUAUUCAACAUACGUAUAUAAUGUUUGUUUACGUUUACUAUUUAUUAACUAUAAUAUUUUGAAAGAGAAACCCUGCGUCAAAUUUUUGGACCAAAGAGAAAUCAGAAACUGGAUUAUAUUAUAUGAUAUAUGAGGAAAAACCAAGAUCUAUAAAAAAAAUAUGUGUGUCGGGAGAAGUGGAUGAAGUGGCUCAGGAAAUAUCGAAAAGUAGAAUUAUUAACUAAGAAGGACACGUGCAGCAUGUACAAGAACUUAAAAUUAUGAUCCGAGAAGUUUGUAAAACGGAACAAGAAAAAUAAGUAAAGAUUAAGAGGACACCCGAGACAGAAAUAGAUGAACACAUUACAGAUGGACGUAAGCUUGCUAGAUAUAAACAGUUGUGAAGAGACUGUAGUUGGUAUAGAGAUAAACUGAGAGAAUCGAUGGUUCCGGCGAAAGGCUUGAAUAACUUAUACAUUAAGCCAACGUAGAUGAAAAAUAUUUUAUCUUUUUUUUUUUUAUUUUUUUUAAUUGUAAUACACUAAUUUAUGAUGUCUCCAAUACAUUGUAUAUACAUCGCUAUAACAUUAUUCAAGUGAGUACUUACCGUAUUUACUCCGAUGUAAAUAACGAAUUUUUUUUUAUCAUACAAAUCAAACAUAUUAUUAUAGACGUGUACAUGUAACCAAAUUAUAAUAUUCGGUGCGUAUUAUUUCGAAGACGGAUCUCCGGCUCCGAAUACCUAAAUACUCGGUACGUAAAGUCUGUUUUCGUGUUGACAACGGUGGCGUAGUGUUAGCUUAGCUUUUUGUUCAUCAUACCGUGUACUGACAGUACAGUUUAAUAGAUAAAUUAGUUAAAUAACGGGCGGCACUCCAUUAAAACCGGAAGUAUGACUUACACGACACCGUGUUUCGUUUCGUAUACACGUGGUGUAACAGUAUCAUCUUUGUAUAACUAUAUUAUGGCGCGCGUACGCGGCAGUUAAGCCAAAAAUUAACCUCGGUGUAACUUUUCACAAAAGACAAUACCUACCUACCUACCUAUCUACCCGCUGGUGUAUACCGGGGUUAAAACUUUCCAGUCGGCCCGAGUUAGUGUUCAUCUGAGUAUAAUAACUGCUGUACGUGGUAUAUUGGCUGCAUUAUGCUUCCGUGUGUAUCCAUAUAUACAUAUACACGCAUUUUAUUACUGAAAUAACUUCCGUCCAAUUGUUCGACAUGGUAUAUAUACAGGAGUGUAGACUGCAGAGCAGUGGUAGAGUUGAUCCAAUCAAAUGUUUUGAUUCUUUUGACAAAGGCCGCAAUGAUAGUGAAUCGAUAUAGAUAUGGGUAUAAGAAAUAUAUUGUAUAAGUAAUUUAUUGGUAUUAGCUGGAGACAAGGGUACAGCGUACAGCGUACGAUCACGGUGAAAAAUCGAAUUUGAAAACUUUAGUCCAAUGAAAAAAUAUAUACCUACUUACCAAUGCUUUGUAAAAAAAGUACGCAAAAGUACGGGUCUAACUCACAUAGGUAUACAAAAUACUGUAUAAAAUGCGAAGUUUCUUUUCUUGGAAGGAAUGAGCUUUGACAUUGUAUUCCAAGUAGGUAUACAUAACUCAAUUCGUGUAGAAUGUAGCGACUAUAUGAAUAUAAAGCUUUUAUUUUGCAUUUUUAAUUAGUAUACAAAAUAAGGGAAAUUUGGAAAGAAGGUCAUUGUAGAAAAAUAUCAAAAAAAGGCGAAAUUAACAUAUGGAUUAUAUUCUCAUACAACUCAUACAAGUAAAGAAUAGUAGAAAGAGAAAACUGCAGAUUUAAUUCGUGAUUACAAUAUAUGGACCAGAUAAUAGAAGAUCAGGAGUAGUGGAGAACUCAUACCUGAAAAUGAAGAGGAAAGCAAACUAUGAAAAACGUGAAAAUAUCUGCAAAUCAAUCGGGUUGAAAAUUUCAACAGAAGGAAAAGAAAAUGAAGAACAUAUUUUUGUUUUAUAAUCUUCACCCCGAGAGGACCCUAUACCGGCGUUCGUCGUUUUUGUUUAUCUAGCAGAAAACACAGAAAACGACGUGUUUUCGUACUAUCAAUAAUAGAUUAAAAGCUCUAAUUCUGGUUCUAAUGGACUUAAAACAAAAAUGAUUUUUAUCAAAUUAAAGAUGAAAAUAUUUUCUAUGUUUACACAAAAGGAUUUUUUGCCAUUCGCAUUACCUAAACAAUUUUAUAUUGAGAUUAAAUUCCUGAGAUUUAGAAAUCGAAAAUUCCAUGUGAAAACACACUCGUAAAUGCGGUUGACUUUUAUUUGAUAAAAUAUUAUUAUUAUUUUUUUUUUUGGCGCUUUCGAAAGAUACUCUACAUGACACGGUUCGUGAUGUGAACCUCUUCGUAAACAAAUGUUUUACGUUGCAUUUUUCGAUCUAUGUCUAAGUUGUUGGUGCUCUUGAAGGGCGUUAAAAUCGCGGUGAAUACUGUAAAGGCAUUUUUCGAAUCGACAGAGUUGUUUUUAAUUUUUUUCCGUUAAAACAUUUAACUCUGUACACUAGUGAUGCGCAUUCUCUCGCUGACAGACUCGUCGUCGGAGGAAUGCAUCGAGUUCUUAUUUAUAUUCUUAUGUACCCAUACUAAAUACGUGACGGCCGGUCCCGAUUUUGAAUUAAUAAUGCGUUUAUACGGGUGUUACGAAAUCACUCGCAUUCAAUAACACAAAGCGACCCACGCUCGCGGACGACACAGACCUUGCGGUCCGGCCCGUGACAUACACUCGGUAUUAUAAUAGUAUUGACCGCUAACCUGACUCGGUAUACUCGGGUAUUUUAUAUUAAUAAUACUCGGCCGCCGGAUAUACCUAUUCUAUACUCCCGUGCGGUACAACACGUGGUGGUUUCACAGCGGUCAGAUGAGAUCGACCGCGCGAGCGAUAGGCGGCCAUACGGUUUUCAUUAUCGUCUCGAUCUUUUCGCCUUCAUUGUUUAUUCGACCCGCUAUUUCUCUCUCUCUCUCUAUAUAUAUAUAUAUACACGCGAGCACGUAUACGAUCAGGUACCAUUACCGAAGCGUUAACGAAAAACAAUAAUAAUUAUCAUAGUUCAUAGAUACUUUUCGUUCGUAUAAAUUAUACACAUAAACUAAAUAUCCUGAUUUUUCAACUGAUGAUAUUCGUCUAAAACAGUGGUUACUGCAAAAGUAUGUUCGGUUUUGUUUUUUUUUUUUGUUUUUUUUUUUUUUAAUUUUAAGCGCGUUUCGGGGGGAACCAUUAAGGGUGGGGGUGGGUGAUUGGGUGCCCUUAAGAGGUUUGCUAAGCGCGUUAAAUUCACAGCCGUAAUAAUGGAUAUUAUUUUUGAAACGAAUCGUAUUGUAUUAUCGCAUUUCUUUUCGUGUAGAAAAAAAUAAAAAACAAAAAAAGAAGAAAAAAACUCGGCUGUGUAACCGCUCGACAGUCUUCGGAAUAGUAUAUUUUUACGCGGGCUGGUGUAUAGGUACACUCGUCUUUAUGAUAUUUUCUCGCAUUUCUUAAUAUUAUUAUUGUUAUUUUUUUGUUUAUUUAAUGUAACUUUAAUAAUAAUAAUAACAUUUUCUCGGCGGCGGCGCGGCGGUUCAAUAAACUGCCGGUCCCGGGUGUUAUUUAAUUUAUUUGGAAGCAUUAUAUUAUAUUACGUUAUUAUUAUUAUUAUACAGUAUAAUAUACUUACCUAUAUGACGGUAUACUAUAAUAAAUAUACCAAACGGCGACGCACUAUUGUAUUGUCGGGGACUUGAACCAAGGCCAAUUGUGUCUCGUCGUCGCGCGAGUGUGUGCCGUGCGUACACACGUACUCAAUAAACCGUAUAAUACCCUCGUAUCGUGUACGCACACCGAAGACAUCGCGCAGUACCAUUAUAUGAUUGUCGUUACGCGACAAAGAAAAAAGAAGGGGAGAAAAGCGAAAAAAAUAAGGGUCGAUAUACCGCGGUCGGUGCGAGUAUACCGCUAUGUAAUUUACUGUUUGAUGUCAUGUAUACGUAAUGCUCGGGUCCCCGCGAAGUGACGACGAAAUUAUAACAAAACGGAAACUAUCUGUGUUUUUAGACGAAAUCAAAACAUUUCAAAAAAAAUCGAGCUUUUCACAAUAAAGUGUUGGAUUAUUUUUUUUUUCGAACCAAAGUCGUGUCUCCAUAUAGCGCCGUCGGUAAACGACAAAGGUUUCGGUUUUGUGGUCGUUGACCAUUGCUGGGAUUCCGUGAACAAUGGAUUUAAUGGUUCAUAUUCCGUUGAAUUUUCACUCAACUCGGUAUAGACGCGUGUUUUGUUAUUUUCAAAUAACACAAAAAAUAAAAAAAAUUGAAAGUUUGCGGUUGAGUUUUUGUUUCUACGAUAAUUGUGCGCGGACCCGGCAUAAUACACCAGGCUCCUAUAGUGAUCCAAAAACUAUAUAUUGAUUUCGUCCUCUGCACCUAACCUACCUACGUAAUACCUAUUACCUGUUCCUAUUACACCUAUAAUAGUAUUAACUGUGACAUUAUUCGUUCGCUGUAACGGGGCGGGGUGUGGGAGAGGGAGGGCUUGGUGUUGACAGAGCGUACGAGAGCACAACGCACUGAUAUUAUACGCUGUUAUUAUUAUGUACGGGACCUCCCACGCAUACGGGUAGAUUUCGUUGUAAUUUUUUUUCCCGCCAGUUUUUAUAAUAUUUUUUUCCCCCAUACUCGGACCAUACAUCCGGCUGCGCGAGAAUCGUAUUUUCAUAUCUACAUAAUAUAUUAUACGAACGAUUUUGUUCGUUUUAACGUUUAAUAAUAACGAAUCCCGUAAAAGUCGUCGGUAUAUAUUGUUAUAAUAUUCUAUAAUAACAGUAUAGUAUCGGCAGUACCCUUAACGCGACUGCUGUUGCUGCUGCUGUGAUUGAAAACGCAACUACCUAUACAUAGCGUUUUACGUACGAACGAAAAAUAUUUAGGUUUAAAUUUCUAUAAAUAUUUAUACACAAUAUUGUAAUAUAUUCUUCUUACGGUGUUAUUAUCUUUGGUGGUAAUUUUUCUUUUUCUUUUUUUACUCGUAAAAUAAUCUAUUUCGGAUAACCACAAGUGUUCUUCGGUGUUCUCUUUUUUACAAUGCACGCCCGUAUAAUGGUUUAAACUCUAUCGAGGUUUUUCGAUUUACAUUACUCAUCUGUGUUCGUAAAUCUAUGUUUAUAUACGACCCGAGUGACUUGAAAAUCUUAAGUAAAUGAGCAUUUUUCAAAAUUAAUAAACUUAACUGCAUCGAAAAUUGCAAUGGACGAGAGUCAUUAUAUAUAAUUAUAAGAUAUUUUCAGUCCCUGAGUUAAUACAAAUACUUUCAAUACAUUAACUGUUUCGAUUAUAUUUGACGAGAUUAUAAUUACAUGCCCAAACCUAAGUACUCGUAUAUAAUUUGUUUCGAAGAAAACCGUAUUUAUCGUUUUUCUAAUAUUUUUUUUUUAUUUUUUCUUAUGUUUUUUACAACAAAUGUCAUAUUUCAAUUGGAUUCCCGCGGGACUUCAGUUGAAUUUCAAUUGCUAUAAAUCUGACCCGUAUACAGACAGGAUAAUCCAUUCGAACGUAUUAUAGUGAAAUCAUCAAAAAAAUAUAACGGUUCAAACGAGCUCUAUAUGAAUGAGGAUUUAUUUAGAAAUUGAAAUUGAUUAUACUUAUACAAUAACCAAUAACAUUGCGGAUAUUUGUGUUAGUAGGUGGGAUUUCGUCCUUACCGUUCGCGUGGGCACGAUUAUAUAAUGCGUAUAUAUUAUGUAAAUUGAGAUUGUGACCGAAUAACUCUCAUUUUCGUUCCGAAUACUACGAUGUCAUAUUUUUUUGUUAAAGCAUAAUAUGCGAGUGCAUUACAAUAUCUUUUGUAUAGUAUGAAUAAUAUAAAAUAUGGACAUUAAAAAUAAUAAUAAUAACAAAUUAUUACUGUUAUAGUCUACGACUUUAUCGUUUAGUUCUAUACAUCGAGCGAUAAAUUUGCGUAAAGGUUUGUAAAUCACGCGAAUUUUAGUAUUGUAUAUUUUAUUAAAAAUUAAAUUGUGUUUUAUAUUUAUUAAACUAAUUAAUACUACUAAAAUUAUUAUGCAAUUCAAUUUAAAUUUAUAUUAAAUAUUAUGAUUAAGUUAUUUAGUCAUAGUGCAACAACCAAAUGUAUAUAAUUAUAUAUAAUAUACAGGGUGAUUCACUAAGCAUGCUCAUUUCAUUUUUUUGGUUAAAAUUUUGCAUAUAUUCUAAUUCUGAUUUUGGGAAUUUUUAAAUGUAUAUAGUUAAUGGCGAUAUUUUUUAAUAGGAGAUACAGUAACUAUAUUUGUUCUACGUAAUUUUUUUACAAAACAAUUCAAGUCACUGUGAAUAUUUUUAACUGAAUUAUAAAUGCGUUAUUUUCGUAAAUUUUCCCGUUAUUCCGACAUUUUAUCUCGGUUUUUCCCUGAUAUUAUGAAAACCGUUUGAAAAAUCAAAAAAAUUACAUCCUUAAAGUAUUGUACAGACAAUUUUUCUUUUCAGAAACGUUGCCAUAUGUACAUAUCGGAGCAAGAUUUCUGGUAGACAUUUUUGUCACAGAAUGAAAAAAAAAAAAUUAAGAACUAAGGGGUAGGAAGAACAUAAUAUACAUUUGUUUGAUAAUUUAUUAAUAAUAUUGUAUGCAGUGUAAUGUAAUGUAAUGCAGUAUGUUUAGCUAUUACACACACAUACCACUGCAACAGUAAGAUUUCAUCUAGAACGAUGUUGCUAAUAAUAUUGUAUAAACGGUAUCAUAUUAUUUAGAAAACGGGAGUAAUUUAAUUAGUGUGUCUUUUGUAUAAUGAAUUCACCGAUGCAACGUUGCAUGUUACAAAAUAAUGAAUUUUAUCAAGACUUCGUAUAAUAAUAGUGUGCAUAAAUGUAUGUAUGUAUACAUACGGGUUGAUUAAAUGUAUAUACACAGGGGGAUUCUUUUGUUUGAUUUCCUCGGAAGAUAUUAAGUGCAUUUUAUUUCCGGUUAUUUCCCCCCUCCCCACCCAAUCAUCAUAUGGAAUCGCUUUUAAGCUUUAUUUCAACUGCACCGUUUUAAAAUUGUCACCCUUACAUUAUACCAGAAAUGAAAAAACUUUGGGUUUUAAAAUAGGCAUUCCUCCCUAUAAUAUUUUGUAUAAAAACAUUUAUUAAACAGGGGAUUGCUAUUCGAAAAUCAAGUUGAUUUGUGUUUAUGACAUAACUACGUAAAAAUUGUGAAAUUUCUAAAAUAAUUAUGUAAAUAAGAUCGCUAAACAGUUCUAUAAUAAUGAUUGAAGAAAACCAAAAUGGAUUUUGCACAUAAUUUUCGUAUAAAAAACAUCACGAUAAAAUAAUCAUCCUGUAUAUAAUAUAAAUGCUGUUAUAAUAUGAAAUAAUAAUAAUAACCUAUUUUUAUUAUUUUUACUUUCUUGGUGGUUAUGGAAAUGUAUACAUUAAUUAAUAAGUUAAUGUGUAGGUAACUGUCAAGUUGAAUUUUAUUAAUUUAAAAUUUAAAUAUAUUAUAUGAAAAUAUGAUUUCACCGGUUACCUUUAAACACACCGCAAUUUGUAUGAUCUGUCAGAUUCAUUACACAUGCACCUACAAAAUUAACAUACCUAAUAAAUAAUCAAAUUAAUCAUGUGUACAGUGACUAUUCAAACGUAUAAAUACAAUUUUGUAUUAUUUAUCGUAUUGAUGAACAAUAAUAUACUGCUGUAUAGUUAUUGUAAUUUUCGAAUUUUUACACGAUGUUUAUUGUUGUUUCUUAAUAUUUACGAUCGUAUAAUAUGUAUACAUGUAUUUUUAUUAUUGCUAUUAUUAUUAUUUUUUAAUAAUAAUUUAGAGAGUUUAUUGUCUUAAGAGGAUUAAAGACUGUGAUUUUCAGUCUUUGUCUGACACACGCGCAAUACAAGAAUUUAUUACAUGUCUUUACAUGUCUAACUUUAUAAUUUCACUCCUACCCUAAUCUAAUCUUUCUAAUUUUCUUUUUUUUUUCAAAAUAGUAUGGUGUAUAGUUCUGAAUUUUUAUUUUUUAUUGUCUUCAAAAAAUACAUAUUUCUAUAAUAAAAAUAGGGGUGGGGGGUAUUCGAAUCUAGUGACAGAGUUAUGAUGCUUAAGGGAGGUUUUUUUUUUGUUCUAGUAUUUUCUAAAUAAUAAUUUUAUUGUACCUUUUCGUUUUAUUUAACUAUUUCAGUAUAUACCCAGAAAAAGGUGGAGGUCACACAGUGGGAGAAAUUGAUCUUUUAAGUGGACAAAACGCAAUAAAUUUGAUAUUGCCGUAAUCCGUAAUGAACCAGAUAAUACUAAUUUUGAUGUGCAAAAAUAGAAAAUAGAAAAACUUCAUUUUAUUAUGUACAGUUUUACUACAAAUAUAUGAUUUAAGUUCAUAUUCUCGAUAGGUAGUACGUAUCCCAAUUAAGAAUAAUAUGGAAUUUUCAGAAAUUUUAUUUUCAUUUAUUCUCAGUUUUAAUACAAUAUUUUAUCAGAACGAACUAUAGAGAGAACAAAAUAGCUUUUAAUCAACAAGGUAAGCUUAUAUUUUAUAAUAAUUAUAGUUUUUAAUAACCAAAAUUAAGUUGUAACAAAAUAUAAUGUUAAAUAAAUUUAAAUAAUAUAAAAACAUAACAUUAUUAGUAUGCAAAAAAAAAAGGAAACUGGGGGGGGGUUCAAUUGAUACAUACAACUAUACAACCAUACAUAUAACUUCGUAAAAUAGAAGUUUUGCUUGCCUUUAAUUGCCUCAAAUAUCUUAAAUCAUAUUUUAUUUAUUAUUUUUGAACACGCUUUUACUAGUUUCACCUGUAUGUUUGUAUGUAAUGGAAACUUUAAACAUUAUUUUCACCCACUUUAAAAGAUCAGAUUUAAUUGAAAUUUUGUACACUUAUCAAGGACUGAUGAAAAUACAAUAAUUUAAUAUGUUUGUCUCAUUAUCUUGAACAGAAUAGUCAAGAUGAAGGAUUUACUAAAAAGAAUUAACGUGAUUUUCUCCCACUUUAAAACACCACAUUUAACCCGAUUAUUAACCCCGAUAAUUAAUUUUAUUUCAGUAUAUAAACUAUUCAAACAUUGAACAAGUUAAAAUAUUUUACAUUGUGAAUUUAUAUUAUUAUUAGAUUUUUCGACCUCUGGGUUUCGAUCGGUUUGUACACAAAUGUACACUACACGAGGACAUAAUAAAAUUAAUAUCGUAUUUAUAAACUAUUGUAACGUACUUUCAAAUUUUUUAUUUUAAAUUUCAACUGCUUCAACUUUUUAGUUUUCAACACAAACUAUACUUUUUAUUUAAUUUAAUCAUUUAUUUUAAAUAAAAUAUAUUUUUAGUGCUCUUAGGGCUUCUUCUUUUUUAACGCCAAAAUACUUAUAAUUAUGCAAUUAUUAAUUCAUUUUUUGUAGAUUAUUUACAUCAAUUUUUGACCAUUCGAUUAGUUUCUUCAAACGUUCAACUUUUUCCCUCAGUAACGUAGAGUAAAUGUACAGAAGAUAAAUAACUGUAACAAUUGUUUGUCAUUAAAAGUAUGUAUAGUAAUUAAAUGUAUUGUAAUCAUUGAUGUAUAAAUGGGUGUACGGGAGUAUACGGUAUAUAUUUACUUCUCUAGUUUUUUUUUAGCGUAUACUCUCUAAAUAAACGACGAUACGUGGAUAUACGACUGUAUAGUCCCGUAUAUCUAUUAGAAUUUUCGGUGAAGAAAACAAAAUGUUCUAUAAUUAUUUGUAAUUUUCAUUUCUCAAAUGGUAUUUACUACUUAGUACACAAAAUCAUUAGUUGAUUAUCAAAUAAUUUUAGGAAUCAAAUACCAGUAUCAGAUUCCGGUAUAAAUAUAUUAUGUUUGCUUUUAACUCGUUAUGCUUGUACAUUUAUAAUCUGUAAAAUUAUGUAUAAAUGUAUAAUUGUGUAUGGUACUAUAUGCAUUUAUAUGAAUGUGUGACCACAUGAAUGUGUGGGUAUGAAAUAUAUGCAGGUAUAUGUAAUAAGUAUAUAUAUAAUAUCAAAUAAUAAUAUUUAGUUUAUAUACUGAAAUAAAAUUAAUUAAACUUGACCUCGUGAACAGGGCUGCAUUCUGCUCAAUGUCGUAGUAACAGCAAAAAGUAUCCAUUUUAUCAUUUUAAAAGUAAAAAGAAAAAUUUAAUUAUAUAAAAAAAAAAAUUUUGUUAACGAUAAACGAUUUUAUGGUUGCUUGCGGUUUACGGAAGUUAAGUUUAAGAUGAUUGUUAUUUGUCGUUAAGGCCAACAAAAAAACCUAACCUCACGUAGAUUCACGUAGAAUAUUAUUGUAUUAUCCACAAAUUCGUUGGGAGUAACCGUUGAUUAUUUCCCCUCAAAAUUGGAACCGGUUACAAAAUGAUGAAACUCAUUUGGUUUCACCGGUCACACUGAGUACAAAUCGGUCACAAAAUGUUGUGAUUAUCUCGGAUAGACGGUCACGAUCGGUGAAUUUUCAUCAUUCCCUCUAGAAUUAUUAUUUCGUCUCGUUAAGCCAUCGGCGCGGAGUCUUGUUAUCAUUAUAAUCGUAUACUUUAUCCGUUUAAGUUAUUGUUGCUGUCAUUGUUUCGUUGUCUAUCGUACAAAAUAAAUCUCUUAUUAUUAUUUUGCAACAAUAGGAUGUAAGUUAAACAGAUACCAUCACCGCUUCACCGAUUACUAUGAAUUGUAACCGUACUAAAAUGGUUUACUAUCAAUUUGUGACCGGUGACUUUCAACGAAUUUGUGGUAUAUAUUUUGUUUUAUAGCCGCUGUAGUGGCGCACGCGUGCUCGCAUGUACUGCCUACCUUUUCUAUGGCUAUACCCAUCUUUAACACAGCGACCUUUCGUCGUCAUUGGACGCGACCGAAGCACCUGCCUUUACGUCCAUUUACACGUUGUCUCCGCGGUAAUGCCUUUCAUCACUCCCAACCGCGUGGAUUACUCCAAAAAGUCACUCCAGCCGCGCUAUGACGGACCUUUUCCCAUUCUGGAAAUUCAAAGAUUUUCAAGGCCCAAAUCCACCAUCAAAUGAGUUGAGUUUCAGUGGACCGCUUCAAACCGAUAUAUUUUUUCUGCGAAAAAAGAAAAUGUAAAAACCUGUUAAUUUUCGAUAAAUUCAUCUCUAAGGAUGAAACCCUUUCAUUGCAACGCGUAGGGAAAAAAAUGUUCUACCUUUUUCGAGAUUUUAUACACACAUAACUAAAUUUCACUAUACUUAGUCGGUAAUGAAUAUCCAUCAAUUUAAUCGUGGGAUUAAUAAUCAUAAGACCUAAGCAUACUGUAGGUACAGAGUACGUGACAAAGGAAAGAAUAUCGGAAACUCGCAGUAGCAAUAUGAAGACAGAGAUAAGCAAUUAGAAAACUAAAAAAAAAGUUGUAUACAUAUAUUUUUUUUAACGAAAGAUGGUAUAUAAGUAAUGAAAACAAAAGAAUAAUAAUAAUAAAAAAAAAACCUCAUUUUCAAAUGUUUACUCAUGACCCUGGUGUAAUUGCUAACGUUUCGUUUACCAUUAUAGGUUUUCUUUUUUUGUUUUCAUUAAAAAAAAAAAGGUUAAUGAUUAAUUUUCUCGGACGAUCUACAAACUAAUUAAUAAGACGUUUAUUGUUGCUGUAUAUUAAAUUGAUAUUGGGUUUACCAACAUAAUAAAACUGAUCAAUUUUUUUUUUUAAAUUAUUACGAUAAUUUGCUAAAUAUUUGUGUAUGGAUACGACACGAACGGAUUAAAAGCACUUGAAUAUUUUUUCACAUUUUUCGUUAUUAAAGUGGUUUGGUUACUUUUUGGUAUCCGGUGGGUGUGAUAGUCGUUAUAUGACAGGAAUUUUAUCAGUUACAUAUACCUAUAAGUCUUUGAUUAAAAGCACUACCAGAAAAGUUUUCUUUCCACGACUUUUAAAUAUUUUCAAUUUUGUAAAUAUACAAGUGCAGUUGCACAACAUUAAUACGCCGUAAUGCAUUAAUGCGUAUAUUUAAUAAUGGACUGUGUCUUAAUUCAUAUAGGUAAUAAGACCAAAUAAUAUUUAUGAUAAUUUAAUAUCAAUGCUUUUGCUCGAAAAAUGUUUUUUUUCCUUUUCGGAUACCUCUUUUUGCUAAUCAGAUGUCUAAUUUUUUUGAUUGGACAAUGGAUAUAAAAAGCACAGUACACAAUAGGUAUUAUGUUGUCGUGUAUUUACCCAUGAUAACGAUAAUAUUAUUUCAAAUAUAUUAUUAUAAAUUCGUACAACAUUUUAAUACAGCUAUUGAUUUAUUAUCAUAGGUUUGCAUAUUGCACUGGUACAUAUUAUUUACUAUUACUAUAAAUUCAAAAUUGUCUAGAUAAAUAGUAUUGUAAUAUGAAUCGUUUGAGUCUUGGUUUAAGUAAAGAAGUAAAUAUUGAUAUUAUUACAUGAUGUUUGUACCGUAUGGUAUAUACUUGAGAAUUGUAAUAUAGUUAUUUUAUACAUUUUGUUAGUCUUUAAAAAACGAAAAAAAAAAAAAACAAAAGUAAACAAUUACAUUAUAUAAAACAUAAUAUUGUUCUUGUACAUAUAAUGUUUCAGUACAUACAUACAUAUAUAUAAAUAUAUAUAGCUACUGGAUAUUGUCCUGUUGUUUUAUUUGCUCUCUUUAUAUUACGUUGUACACGAACCAUGCUUAUUUUACCAGUAAACACGUCUACAACGAAUUUCUUCCCAUUUUAAUUACAAAUUAUUUGUACAGAGACAUCGGGCAGGUAUAGAUGUGUGUUUCUAACGCGUUUAGUUUCUAUGCCGUCGUCGCGUCAUUGCAAAAAGUAAUAAAGAGGAUUUUUCAAUUGUUUUCGAUCGAAUUUCAUUAAAAAUAAAAUCAGAGGACUAGCAGAGACAGUAGCAGCAGCAGCGUGUUUGAGGUCUUAAAGAGGCGACAAAAAUAUAUAAGCUGCAGCGGUGUGAAAUCGAUUGAAACUGCGGAGACCGCGGUGUAGUGCGAAUCGGAAUUGUCAUUAGGAUUAAAAGUCUUUUCGACGAGAUAACACACCGGACGAAGAUUGGUGUAUUGUUGCGGCGGUGCUCGAGAGGAGUGGAGAACACGUGUUACGUGAAAACCGUGUUCGAAAACUUUGUUUCUUUCUGUAUAUAAGUAAUACUGUAUUAGAUAAUGACAUUAUAUUAUUAUCUUACUCGAUACAUAGCAAUGGUCUUUCUCUGGUUUUUCUCUUGGUUUUUUUUGUGAUAGUGACCAAUGAUUACAUAGGAUGUUUUAAUGAAGCGUUAUUAAAAAGAUUAAACUAUUAACCUUAAUUAACGACUCAGUGCUGCAGCGGUGAAACUGCGGAUAUACUGCAGUGCGAUGAAAUAUUUUUGAAGUGUACAAGUACGCUCAAUUACAGGCCGUAAUUGCACAUUUACUUUUUUUUUUCAAUUGCUAAUGUUUUUUUUUUGUAACGCGGUGUUCAUCUUUAUUAUGGGGUAAAUGCCCUCGAUCGAUGCGAUUAUUUAACCGUAGAUGGUAAAUUCCUUCUUCUUCGAUCGUAAAUGUUCGUUUGUGUAGUGCCUAUACACGUCUCGUCUUAAAUGAAGAUGUCCUACCCAUAAUCAUUUAAGAGGUUGAAUAUGAGACAUUUUAUCGACAUUUUUUAAGUAAAUGCAAUUUUACAACCUAAAAAGUAUUUAAAUUUAUUUUCAAAAUAAAACGAAAAACCGUAUUGCGCGGGUAAAGACUGCGUGGCUACGAACCAACUUUUACCAUGAAACAAAGGAAACUUGCACUGUGCAACAAUGGUUAUAGAUUUUCGAUAUAACUAUAUCACGAAAAAAGUUAUUAGAGUUUCAAAACCUAUCAGAUUUUUAAACAAUAAUACAAUCGAUGUUGCCCGAUGCGAGUUCCCGUUGUUUUCAUGGUAAAAAAUUUGAUUUCUUAAUUAAGUUUAUAGCCCGAGAAGUUUUUUUCCCCGCAAAAUAGGUAUGUCCUCUUAAAACACCUUAAAACACCGUCACAACGUUUCUAUAAUUUUUCUAUGGGUACGUAUUACGUAUGUUUACAGUUUUUACGUUCGAGAUUUACGAAAAAUAUCUCGCGGUGUUCCAAUUAUAAAGUAUAAAAGUGGAUUUUUUCGGGAUUUUGUGUUAUGUGUAUAUCCGCAAUGACUCAGCCAUUAGGUAGCCAGACCGACCGAUCGACAGCUAUACCGUAGCGCAGAGGUAUUUUAAUAAUAUAAUUUAAAAACAAUCGUUGACUGCGACCAUAUUAGUCCGUUCUCAGAUAGAUACAAAUUGAGUUACGUAUAGCGAUUUCGUCUCUCGCCUUUCCUUUAUAUUGUAUUGUCUUUCGCGUCGAUACAAUUUAGAUCCGACCAAAUACCAAGCAUGUCGAGAAGAAUUUUUUUUUUCACAAUGCUAUACGCUCGGAAUAACCGUUUUUUUGAAAUCGAAGAUUUACCCGCGUACUGCAGUACUGUCUGACCCGUACAUUUGAACCGAUUCGAAUUUUUAUAAGUCAUAUUUUAUCGUUGUUAAAUUUCAAAAAUUGAAUCUUCACGAUAUUUUCACGGAAUUAUACUGCUAUAAAUGUUACAAUUUCAUAGCUCAUUUAAAUAUUUUAGUUUUCUUACGUUCGCCGUUUCGUUUUUAACUUUCAUGUAUUUUCCAACCAAAGUGUAAGUAUAAUAAAUAUUAAACAUUUUUCGUCUGCGAAUUUCAUACUUAUUACAUCAUUUUGGAAAGAUGUCUACAGGAUAUUAUUCCAUUUUAUAAAAUUAUUAUUCGGACGUAGUUCACUCCAUAGGUAAUAUAGACGGAAAAUUUGAAAGGAUUGUGAUAUUAGGACAUACUGAUUUAUGUCUGAAUAACAACAAUAAACCAUUUCAAUCAUAAAACGAUUCUGAAUGAAGUUGAUUUAAUAAUCCUUUUACCUUUUCUUUGAGCAUUUGAUCAGUUACAUAUACCUCUAAGUAAAUUAGAAUUUACAUUAUAUACCUAUAGAAAAACUUACUAUUGAGUAUCUAGCAAUAAUUUGUUUCAUAUAAUGUACCGCCAGCCAUAAAUUACGUAUCAUUUAUAGGUAGGCACUGAGUGAAACAUCUGGAACAUUUCACUGGCUAAAAGAGUAUUAAAACGUAUAAAAAAAAAAAAAAAAUUGGGAAUAGGAAUGUUAACAAAUGAUGCGAAUGAAUUAUUAGUAACAUCGGGAACACAAUUUCGCAUUUUUUAAAUGAAUGACGUAAAAAUAUCGGAGAAUUUUUACUAACUCAAAAAAUGUUUUUCACACACACGUCUUAUUAAAAUGAAUUAAAGUCUCGAAAAACUUGAAAUCUAAAAAAAAUACAUAAUUUACCAUUAAAAAAAAAAUAAUAAUAACAAUAAAAUGUGUCUGUGUUAAACAUGAUAGAUAAUAAAAUUACACAGGAAAAACUGAAAAAAAAUAAAACAUUUUCGUCACGGUACGUUUCUGCUAAAGCGAUUUUGUCACGAUCAUCAAAUUUAUAUUUUCUAACGAAUUUCGUUAUAGUUGUGUCUGUUGAUGUAAUUAUUGUGUCGCGAUGCGUUUGGCGUUUAUUAUUUAUUAUAUUUAGCGACUAAUUAAUAUAAACAACAUAUCGAAUUGCAUACGUAUUCAGAGGUGGCGGGAUGGGAGGGAUAUUCAAUCGAACUGGUGUUUUUUUUUUUUUUUUCACGGCCAAAAUAUAUUAAGCUGACGAGUUGCUAAACCGUAAUAAUUAAUGCCACCGCAUUAGAAUUAAUAUUUAAGUCUUUAAGACAGUCUACGCGCUCUCCACUUAUUGUGUAUACAAGCUACACAAAUUAAUAUAAUACUUUAUAUAUACAUAUAUAGUGAUAUAUUAUAACGCGCAAAUAUCGAACAGUGUAGUGAGUGUGUACCUACAUAAUAUAUAUAUAUUUUAUUCGAAUUUCAUUUCAAGGACGCUAAAAUAAUAACAAUGGUAAUAAUAUUCAUUCACGUGAUCGAUUGAUUGUCAUUUGUUGUAAUUAUUUUGAAUUGUGUAAACAAGUCGGAUACUUCUAAAAUCUAAAACGUUUUUGUUGAAAUUGAUCCUGUAAACAUAAUUACGAUAUUGGUGUAUUGCAGGGGUGACCAAUUUAUAUUCUUGGAGGACCACACAUAAGGAAGUUUGACAAUUUUGCGGGUCAUUAAAACUCUAUUUAUAAAUAAUGUUAGAGCAAAAUAAUAAAAAAAAAGCGCUUUAUAUGUGAAAUAAUAUACAUUUAAUAAAUAUUAUAAAAUAUAGAAAAUAAGUAAAUAAUUUAAUUAAUUAUUACAAAAACUUACAAUGACGUUAAUGAGAAAAGUGUCCAGCCUUCCUCUUAAUCAGCUGUUUGAAAUUAGGAGUGAAAUAUUAGUGCACGCUAUCUUCAUUACCAUGUUCUGAUGUUGGUUGGUGGUUCAUUUUUUUAUGAUUCAUUUUCGAAAAAACCUACUCACAAACGUGUGUGGCGCCUAACCUCUGUACACAUUUUCACUAUCAAUAAUUUCAAUGUCGGAUAUUUUUUUUCUGAUACUUAUUUUAAUUAAAAUUUAACGUAAAGUCAUUUUUAGGUUUUGAAUACUUUUCAUUAUACACAUUUUUAUAGGAUAUUGUCUGCUUGGAAUUCAAUGAUUUCUAUUUCAAUAUAUUUAAUCGACGAAAAAAAAAUAGUGAUUUAGGUAGGAAGCUUAGACAGUAUGGGGCGCACAGGAUGAUUAAGUUUAUAUUCACUCCGAAAGCAACGAUAAAUCAUUGGGAUCGAAAAACGAUUCUGAGCGGAGCUCCGUGAAACCGGUAAUAGUCGUGUGUUUUUCCAUUGUAACUAAAGUAAUCCAGAAAUCAAUAAAACAAACUUAAAAUCGACGCACAGUGGUCUGAAAUACAUAAUAUUUAGCUUACAUAAAAUUAAUACCAUUUAAAUUUGACGUCCAAAACUUAUGCAUUACAUUAAUAAUUCUAUUCUAUAAUUGGUUUUGGAUACGAGGAAUUCAAAUUGUUGAUCAGUUUUUUAUCAGUCGUGACGUACCUAACAUAAUUUGUAAUCAGUUUUUUUGUAAUUUUUUAUUUUUUAUUUUUAGAAAUAAUGUUCAAAUAAAGAACCGUCAUCGAAAACUCCGCAUCUUUACGGUACGAUGUGAAACAAUCGGGAGAGUUUUUAUUAACCGAAAAAUUGUUUUCCGAGAGAAAAUAAGAUCCGCCGGGUGAAUUGUUGAGAAUUUCAUUAAACGUUUCAAAUAAACUACCGCCGGACUCUAAAUCCGUAUCUUUCGAGGUAUAUCGUGAACAAAAAUUGAUCCGUUUUUACUACAGAGAAAAAACGGUUUCCGAGAAAAAACCACAUCUUAUUAACUAUUUUAGUGUACGCAUCCGGAAUCUAAAAUCCAAAAAUACGUUGUCUAAACGAUAAUAAAAAUUUGUCACGAAGUCAGGGAGUGGGGAUGGCGAACCUUAUCGUGUUAUUGCGGUUCGUCAGAGCAGAAGAAAAAAGAAAAAAACCUAUCGGCGGUUUUUAGACGUUUCGCGAUAGUGUUUUACGUUUCCGGCAACGUACCGGCGCGACGCCGCACCGGAAGUCUACAAUAUAUCCCCUGCAUACAUACCACGUAUAUUGUGUAUAUACGUGCCGUGUGCAUAUACCGGACGCGCAAUAAUAUUAUUUCGAAGCCCGGCGUGAGAUACACAGGCGUUUUAUAAUAAUAGUAUAUACAUAAUAUACCGGGUGAUCCGUUUAAGCGGGUACACUCAUUAUCUCAGAUUUUAUAUCUGAUAUUAUGUCGAAUAUCGACUGGCAUUUCGUCACUGGCAUUUAUUUAUACUAGACAUGUCAAACAUACGAUAUUAAUGGAAAAUUGUUAAUUAUUAAUUUCGUGUCGCAUUUUAGAGAAUGGUAUAUUUUUCGUAUACAUUACCGUAGUGUCUUAUCUUCUGAUAAAUUAUAACGGAAUGAUUGUAUUAUUGGUGAUUUAAUGUGUACAUACAUACUAUAUAGAUUAUAGAUUAAUAAUUUAUAUCUUCGACACGCGACACGUGUGCCUCUUCCAUUUUCAACAUCUAAUCUAGUCGUUCGAUAAUCACCGUGUGGUUUAUUUAAUGAUUAAUUAUUACAAAUACUUACAAAUAAUUAAAUUUCACCUGUUGUGUUCGUAAAAAAUAAAAUUAAAAAAGUCGUAUAAAAUGUUUUUUUUCGUUAAAUAUUUAUGUGCGGCCCGCAUAGUAAAUUGUAUAUUUAAUACAAGUUAGCAUUUUUAAAAUCAAAAAUAGACGGUCGUUUUACCGCCAAAAGGAAGGGUGACAAAAAUAAUGGCAACAUAACAUUUUAGAGCUGCUUAUGAUUGUUAAUAUGUCUACGAGUAUGUUUGAAAUAGUUCAAAUUGUCUGAAAUAAAUGGAUCAUUCGGUAUUUGAAAGUCAAACGUUUUCCCGUAUGUCGGAACGUUUCCGAAUUAUUUUUUUAUUUUUCGUAGAUAGGUAUAUAAACACAACCGAAAUCCGCGUUAUCAUCAAUCAUCAUAAUAUUAGUAUUGUACAUUUUCUAAAUUAGCAUAUUAUUGUACAUUGUGCUCGAUAUGUAUACGUUAGCGAACUCGAAAAGCCGCACGAAUUCAACCACGUUAGGAAUAAAAACACAUAAAACAAUAAGCGUGUCGAGAAUAUUAUUGCGCGAUUCCGGGUCGUAAAGAAAUAAUAAUAAUAAAAAAUGAAUUUGCGCGCUCCUAUAAUAUACAUUAUUACACAAUACAAUGGAAUGAUAAUAUAGCUAGAUGACCGUGAGGGUGACUUUUAAACAAUGUUCGUAAGUUAAUUAAAAAAGAAAAAGUUCGUAAUUUGGUAAUUUGGUUUAUACACUGUCUAAACACUGAUAAAACGAUUCUGAGCGAAAUUGUUUUAUUAUUCGAGUUUUUCCCCUAUUGCCGAAGGAAUAAUCUAUAUAUCAAUUAAAAACCAAACAUCACAAAAAAAGACCUAAGCAGGGAUUGUAAACUCCUGAAAAUGUCGAUGAAACACGUUUUAAAUAAAAUUCUACUGUUCAGUAACUCCGCAUCUUCUAACAUAGACAAAUCAUAGUAUUUACCAACCCAACUAAAAACUUCAUGUUAAAAAAAUAAAAUUGAACAAAUGAUAUCUGCGAGUUUUUAUUGUACAUUAUUUCCGGAGAUUUUCACAAUGAAACGUUAGAAAUUGUAAUCCGUUGAAUAGUGUACGGGGUGAUCAUUCUAUCGUAAGACUCAUUAUCCUGGAAAGUAUAAACUUUUUACAAAUUUUUUUUUUGAAAAUUUAAGGAACAUCCAGCUCUAAAAUGUUAAAUUAUCAUUAUUUAUGUUACCCUUAUUUUUAGAGGUGAAACUACGAUCUCUACUCCGUGCCACGAGAGAAUACGCAUACGGCGGCGGACCAAAACUCGUAUAUUUUCGCGUAUCCCUAUAACAGAAUUUGCUCAACCGAUUCCCACUACGAAACACAACGACGCGUUCGAUGACGGAUCGCAAUCAUUUGGAUGCGCGAGCCAUAUGCGUUCUCUUGUGAUACGGAGCAUACCUUUGAUUUUCAAAUUGCAACCUAUAUUAAAAAUACCAUAAAUAAACGGGGUAUUAGCUUAAAAGCAUUUUAGUAUUUAAAUUUUUGAAUUCCGUUAAUCCGUUGACGGAUAAUCCACUUUUUAGUUUAGGCAGGGGGAGAGUAGGUAGUGUAGCACUGGGUGCCGUGCCGCCACAUAAAUUAUGCUCCAAUACUCUUCCCCUACCCAAACUUUAAUGUGGAUUAUCUCGUCAACGGAUUGACGUAAAUGAAAAAUUUAAACACUUGAAUGUUUUUUAACUAAUAAUACUCCAUCUAUUUAUAGCAUUUUUUUUUAUAUUGAUAGCUAUUUUAAAAUCAAAAGUAGACAGUCGUUUCACACCCAAAAAUAAUGAUAAUGUAACAUUUUAGAGCUGGUUGUUUCUUAAAUUUUCUAAUUUAGCGUGGUCUCGUGAUGUUUUUUUUUUUUUGAUUUACUUAAAGUCGACUCGGUAAUAAUUAUAAUAUACGUUUAAUUGGGUUCUUACCAUCUUAUUAUAAACUAUAAUAGUUCACGAGACUACAAUUUUUUUUUUAUUAGAGCAUUAAUGAAAAACAAAAAUGGAUGUUCGGAAGUAUAGGUCUUUUGUGAAAAUGAAGAUUCGUAUAAUCUAACAAAAAAAAAAAAAAAAGAAGCGUGAUGAGACAUUUACAAAUCCUGAAAGUGGGCGUGGAUUUGAAAAAUCUGCACUGCAGUAUGUGCGGUUUUGAAUGCACCCGUGCUUGUGAAGCGUGUGUUGUGUAUAUAUAAUAUAAACGAAUGUGUGUAAUUUUUUUUGUUGUUUAUUUUUUUCUUUUUAAUAAACAUCGAGCGGAAGAGAUUUUCCCGUUUUUAUGUCUGCGUGCAAGAAAUAAAUGGUUUUCACAUUAAUAAUAAUUGUUUGCUGGUCGGUUGAGAGAACGCGCGCAUUUAACGCUCAUUUUCUCGCCUUUGCACCUCGGCGUGUUUAACACGCAGUUAAAAGGUCGUAUGGGUUAUUUUUUUUAUUAUACGAUAGAACCCCUUGUUUUUCUCGACGGAGUUGUAGUUGUUUUACCUACACACACCUGCAAUGGCAUAUUUUUGGCGUGUUUCCCACCCUUCCUAGAGGCUUUUUUUUUUUUAUAGGUCUGUACUGAGACUUAUAUCGUAUAAUUUUUAUUUUGUUGUUAUAUUGACAAUAUCAUUGUGUUUUAUCUACAAUAAUAUUCAUCACAGAUUAUUAUAUUCUGUGUAACGAUCGUGAUAUUCUGCAGUUUUUUUUUCAUUUGAAGUCAUAAUUCGAGUUUUUUUUUUGAAAGAGAGCUGAACUAUACUUUUAUCACACCGACGACGCCCGCGGUCUAACCACUUACACGCAUAACUUGCAUACUAUUUAUGGGCUCGGUAUGAUUUAGAUGGAUUUGGCCAUUUUAAUUGUGUUAAUACAACUACGUCCUUUCCAAAAAAAAAAAAAACAAUUCGUAAGUACGCCACACGACGGUAGGUAAAGUAAACCACCUGACGCAUAAACGCGCAGAACAUCAUCGUUUGGCAUCUCCAGAGACAAAACGGGAUUUACCGGACUUAAAAUCAUUUCAUGUUGCAAUGUUGCAGUGGUGAGGGAGGGGAACACAAAAACCGAAAGUUAAAUAUUUUUUCCGACGAUUAUUAUAAUAUUGUUAUACGCAUGCGUACGUGUGUAUGCGAUUUGUUUGCGCGCACAUGAACAAAACGAACGCGUUUCGUGAAAAUGAAAAAAAUAAAUUAUCUGUCUUAUAGUACGAACUUAUAAAAUCGAUAAUUAAGUGGUUUUGUCGAUUAACAUCGUCGACGUCGUCGAGUGUUCAAAAGAUAAUUUUUUUUGAGUAGAUUUGUCUUUGUUUUUUUUUUUUAAACAAUUCAAAAAUAAAUUAUAUUCUACCUAGUUCGGAGUGUACUCGAAUUUAAAUUAUUUUUAGAGAUUGCGUAACUGUGUAUACUUUUCUCUCAAGAGACCGCUGCAAUGGUAUUUGCCACUGCUUUGUCUCUUUCUAUCGGGUAAUACAGAAAAAGUAUGCUAAAACAAAAGGCAUAUUAAAUCGAUUUUAACGAUAAAAAAAACUAUUUCAUACUAUUUUCAGACGAAGACGAUGAUAACGACAUUUCGGGGACAAUGGUGAGCAAGAUUAAUAUAAUACAUUAUAUUUAUGUAUAGGCAAUUCCCGUGUUGAAAUUAGGUACCAUUUCGGAAAACGCUAUUGGUUGUUGGGAAAAUAACCAUACAUUACAAAUUUUUUUUUUUUUUAAUCAUUUCUUACUAAUAUUCUAAAGAAAUUUUAUCGUGUGUAGAUAGAUAUAAUAUAUUUGAUUCAAACAAUAUUGAAUAUGAUGAAACUAGGAAUAUAGACAAGUGUCCACAGAUACGUUACGGGGAAAAACAAUUGAAAAUAUAUGUUACAUCGUGGAGUAAUAAUCGCGAUAAUAUCCAGUGCUAUUGGUGAUCGUACGGUGUAAACUACAAAUCGCUCCUCCAGAGUUUCAUCGGCUCGAAGACGAUCUCGUUUUACAAUGCGUCAAAUAAUGUUAAACUCGUUAUUGAAUGUACGGAUGGAAAUCGUAUUUAAAUACUUCAAAUAAUUAACAUUUCUAAAAACGCCGAUGACAAUGUUUUUAAAAUGACGCUGUCUUCAAAUCGUAUAAUGGGUAUUUUAUAUCACAGUACGUCCGAUUUUAAUCACCUUUUUGUUUGUUUUGUACGUAAACACAUUUUUGUCUGUUAUAAAGACAGAGACGGCGAAAUUACAUUGCGACGGCCCAUAAAGACUAUUGGAAUUCGUAUUAUUUUUCGACAUCACCGCAGUACUCGUGUAACGCGUUUAUAAUCAAUCCAACCGCGGUGUAAUUUUUGAUUCAUUCAUUGAUUUGUGUUUACGUCAAUGAAAAUUACACAUUUAUCUCAUAAUCAACAUAUUUUCUAACGACUGUAUCAUUUUCGCCUAUUCAGACGGAUCAGUUUAUUCGAUAUAAAAUUUUGAAAUGUUUUCAUUUAAUCUAUAGUAUUACUACUGCUAUUGGUAUUUAAUCUGACGAUUAAAAAAUAAUUUUUGACAUAUUUUAGACGUUAUAAUGUUACCAAUACUCAUAUAUUUUAAUAUAAUUUCGUGUACAGGUGUUAAUACUUUAAAACAAAAAUCGUUAUUAUAGCCUGUAGAUAUACGUUACAAUUAAAUAUUUUCUUAAUAUGUUUUCAACCGUUGCGUUUUAUAUCGUCAUCCGCACGUGGAUAUCGUUAGUUUUUUAAUUGUAUGUGUAAAUAUGUGUGUAUAACAAAUGGAAAAAAAUUAUUUUAACAGACACGAACGUCUUUUCUUAAAAAUUCCACGCAAUAGAUAUCCGAAAUUAAAGCAAUUAAAUUUAUUUACUCUUCGGUGCAUAUUAUAUGAGCACAGUUUUAUUAAAAUAACAAUAUUAAAGGUUUCAUAAUCAUUUACAUCUACAUAAUUUUUUUAAAUAUAUACGAUUGAUUAUACCACAUUUUCGAGUUCUAAUUUCAAUAGUUCAUCAAUAAGCUCGGCUAUAAAUGUUAGAUCCUUUGUUUUUGUUUCACGUGACUAUAAUAUCUUCGUUAUUUAUGAACAUUUUUUAAGAUCCAUACGUUUUCCAGGAGAGCUCUUUGCCCAAUGAUUUUUCCCGGUAUUCGGGUAUUCUCUUAUAUCGUUUUUUCGGCUUUUUCUUUCUUUUUUCAAACCUUUACAAACACAACAAUAAUAGAUGUUUUUUGUCUAGACUCUAUACGAUCAAAUUUAAUUACGAUGCGCAAGUUUAAAACUCGAAAUAAAUUCCUGAUACAAAGAAUAUCAAAUACCUAAUCAUUUUUAAAUGUACCUACCUGGAAGUAUAUUUAAACUGCAUAUUAUGGAAUAUGCUAAUAUUAUUUAAAAUGUCAAGGUUAGUUUCAAGUACUAGAGUAUUACAUAUUUACAUCAAAUCAAAAAAUUAAUUUUAUGAAUAUUAUAAAUUAUACGUUUAUAUAAUUUGUAAUAAAAAUAAAAGUUCCAAUUUUAUAUAAAUACAUGAAUUGUUAUUUACCUAUUUUUGGAGUUCAUUUGCUUUUUAACCGUUGCGCAAUAAUUCAUAUUUUCUGUAGCGAGAAAAAAAUAACAUUCAUAAGUUAUUUUUUAUUUUUUUGUUCGUAUUUUCAUUUCUAACUUAUUAUGAACAAUACAUUUUUUUUUUUUUUUUGAGUCACCAUUGUAUUAUUACGUUGUAGUUAUGUGUUAUGUCGUAUAUCAUAUAGAUAUGAGAUUGAGUGUGAAUUAAGUGUGAAACUGUGCAAUUAAUAAUAUCUAUUAUUUAUUAUACAAAAUACGUAUAUAUCUUGGUAGAUUGAUGGUAUUAUUUUGUGAUGUUAAUUUUUCAAACUAAAUAUAGCUUUUUAAUAAAUAUAUUAUAUUACAUGGUUUAUCUUUAUUUUACACUCUGAGUGUAUCAAAGAGGUUAUUGGUUUUACUGAGGUGUGAUUUCCUCCCCCCUCGAAAAACAUAUUUCGGGAUAGUAUAAAUGAUCAGAUCUUUUAAUACUAUACCUUAAAAAAUAUAGAUUUUUCAUCGAAUGGUACUCUAAUCAAAAUACUUUUUAAAAUUGUAUUCCCUAGAUCCUUUUUUUUCUUUUGUUUAAGAACACUAUUUUACCAAUAGUAGAAAUACUCCAAAUUAUUUACAUUAUACCUAAGAAUAUGUGGAUUUUCUGCCCAGUAUUAGGUACUUUGGUUGAAAUCAAUUUUUAUAUUUCCAACAGUUGCUCUAUUUAAUUUUAGAAAAAUCUAGUCUAAAAACCACAUUCGUUUUGAGAUUUUACAUUCUACUGCACGAUUACAUAAACUACAGCAAAAUUGUGAGAUAUAUUUCGAUUAAUCUGAACAUUAAUUUGGUCGUUUUCCACGAAAAUAACAACGCCUUGUGAUUGUGAUGUGUAUCAAUAAUUUAUAUUUGCGCAUUCCUGUUUUGUUCUAAUUCCCGGCAGUCUCGUGAUUGCCGGGUGCUGAGUGAUUGGUAAUUUGUUUCUCCGUUUUCCCCUCUCAUAGAUCUCGUCCGUAUAAUACCUACGUAUUACACCUGCCUCGAAAGAAACACCAAUUUCCGGCGGGUUUCUCGAUUUCCGGGCAACCGUGUUUACGCGGCACAGUUAAUAUUAUAAUAAUAAUUAGAAACGCACAGUGUGCCACCGUCAUUGGCGCGUAUAAACAAUGACAUAUAUAAUUGUGCAUCGCGUGCUGCAGUAUGUGUACCGGCAUUUGCUACCGACAACGUUCAUUUCUUAAGUUAGAUUUCAACAGCUACUGCGGUCUUUGUUUCGAACACGCAUCGCAAUAGUAAUACGUACAACGAAUAACCGGGUCGAAUAUAACAAAUUAAAUUCGCAAGUCACACGCGCUAAUGGAUUAAUUUUUAACGGAACGAUAAUCUCGAUAAUAUAUUAUACGAUACAGAAAGCUUCUAACUGUUCGAACUAUUUCCAAACUAUGUUUUUUCUGCAGUGGGUUUAUAUACAUAUAUAUAUAUAUAUAUUGUUCAUGUUUUAAAAAAAAUCUCUUGGCUCAAUACUAAGAAGAUACUUAUUAAAACAUAUUCUGUUCAGAGCGUAGCAUCGUGUAUAAGAUUCUUAACGCGGACUAUAAAUUAUACCAAAAAAAAAAGUACUGAAAGCCGAUGAAAUGCAGGUGUUAAAGACGUACAGAAUAUAUAUGUGAAAUAGAUAGGAACACGAAACGGAGAUAUAAUCGGAAAUGCGUUUAAGAAAAAACGUAUUCUAUGUAUAAUAUGUAUAGUUGCUUAUGUAAAACUCUUAUGCGGGACACUUUUCGAAACUUUCAAAGAAAAGGUAUAAUAAAAAGCAAGAAAUAGACAAAAAUUAUAUUAUCUUUUUCUAUCUUUGGCACUAUCUAUGUCCAAAUAAAAAAAAGAUAUUAGAAACUUGAAAAUAAAAAACACUUAAACAACGUUUAAAAAAGCAAAAACAAUAUUUGGAUUUAAAAAUCUAUCAGAUGGUGUCUCUUCCUCUAACCUAAAUGAUUAAUGUUGGAUCAUGUUGAUCAACUAAACCUACCUAACUACCGCCACCACAGGGUGUUCUAUUCUUUUGACUAAUGUUCUCCUUCAAUUUUUAUGUUAUUUAUUUGAAAUAAUUACUCAUAAAUUAUAUAAGACAUGAUAAUGUACACUGUACAUAAUUUUUGAUAUUUUAACGAAAUUAGAGAUAUUAAAUUUUAAGGCGGUAAAUAAGUUUAAACACUUAUAGCCCCUUCUAAGAGCGUUAACAUAGCCCCCCUGGAUUUUAAACUCCUUUAUAAAUUAUUGAUUGUUUAAAAUGAUUUCUUGGCGUUUUUAAGCGCUUUUUUGUAGCUUUUAAGAGCAAAUAAAUCGGGCUCUUUUAAUAAUAAGAAUAAUAAAUUAUCAAACGUUAUUUUUAAUAUUCGUUUUAUUGGAUAUUUUUUUUUUUUUAUUAUGAAUAUUCCGAGAUGUAAUAAUAAGUCGCUUUUGUAUGAUAAUAUUAUAUAAUAUUAUGGUGUUCUUAGAUCUUUUCGGCGAAAUAAAUGCGAUUGUAAACGGUAUCCUUUUAAAUUGCUGUAUUUCUUUGCGACAUUUACAUAUGUACUCGUUCGGUUUUAAUUUUAGUUCUUCUUAUUUUUAUUUUUAAUAAAUAUUAAAAUCUUCCCUGUAGGUUUAUCGAAUCGGAGUAAUAUUUUAUUAACCUAAAAUAUUUUCUUUCAUAUUGCAGAGUAAACAUUAAUUUAAACACUAAAUACAAAUAUAAUAGGUAUAGUAAUGUAGCAUAAUAUUGGAACCUGACUAUAUGCAAAGUCAUCGCAUACUUUAUAUGUGUCGUCGUAUCCUGUAUGUAGGCAUUUCAUAAUCAGUGUUUCUCGGUAAAUCACGUUCUAUUAUUUAUAAGUGUGUUGAUACGGAAUAUAUUUUUUUUAUGAUAUUCAAAUUAGUUGGAGUUGACGUUUCGAACGAAUUCCUAAUAUUUUUAUCUAUAUAUUUUUACGUGCAUAAAUCAAAUGUUGUAUUAUUCUUCUUCUUGUUUACCUUAUCGAUCUGCUGAAGCCUAGACUACUGCUUCCAUCGCAUGGACUACUCUCGAAUUUACUCUCUGUUGUAUACACCAAAUCAAAAGUCGCGUUCUCUUCUAUAUGGUGCUUUAAAUUGUAUGAUAUGAGCAAUAAAAUUCAUUCAGCAAGUCCCGAGUGUUCCUAAUUGUCGUUUUAUAUUUAUUUUACUUUUUAACGUCUAUUUUAUUACUUACCAUGCAUUUUUGACUCUGAGUGGAAGGACGAAGCUUAUGAUUUUGCAAUAAUGUUUAUUAUUAUUAUUAUUUUUUUUUAUCUGUGACUAAUUUUUCUAUCAUAAAUAUUGCUCAGAUUAUUUUUAACUGUCGUUGGACAACAUAAGAUACAUCUUUAACUACACAUUAACUGAUAAACUAAUGACAACAAGAGUAUACUAGACGAUAUUAACAUUUCGUAACCGUACUAUAGGAAAAUUGUCAAAAUUUCUGGUAACCUUAUCAUAUACGCAAUUUAGGCUAUUGACGAUAAUUAAUAGCCCUGCCGGACCAUCGAAUAAAUUAUGUAUAUUUGUGCGUAUAUACCUAACACAUGUAUAAUGUAUUUCGGUCGAACUUACUUUUGCCGUAUAUAACGCACAAAUAUAAGACACAAAUGAACUUCCGAACCCCAGUAUAAAGUUGUGCCAAGUAUCGGUUUUAGCUUUUGCUCCACUCCCAUCCUGGGGUCUAAUUAACGUGGUAGACCGCAAUGUAUAAUCCGCCGGAUCCGGCCGGCAAACAUCGUCCUGUCAUAGUCAGCCGUUUCGCGACCGUUGGCGGUCGCCGAUCCGAAUACUAGAGGGUAUAAUAAUACGCUGCUAGACAUUGGUAUAAUAAUAAUAAUAAUAAUAUAAUUAUUAUUAUUAUUACUAUUACAAUAAUUUUAUAUAUAUUAUACAAGGUUUGGGUUCAUAAUAUAUGUAUACCUAGUAUAUAUUAUAGUUUUGAAGUUGUUGAUCAAUAGGUCGGUCGGGGCAGGAGGAUUGGGAGGAGAAGGAUGAUGAUAAUAAUGAGGACGUGUCGAGAACGUUCACUAAAAUGUGCAAGACUGGCGAGUUUUGCAUAUCAAGUUCCGUAUUCGCUAAGUAUCGUAUAUUAAAUACUACGAUGGCUAACUUGGAAAUUCGUUUCGAGGUGACAGGAUUCGAUACGUGAAGUCGAAAUUUUAAGAAUACAUUGCCUACAUAUAAUUCCAUUAUAUUAUUAUACUUCGAGGUUUCGGGGAUACUGGCAGACUUGUAUAUAAAAUAAGAUAGAUACUAUUGAAAGUAUUUCGAGUACCUACAGAUGUUAUUUUAAAAAGGCAUUUAUUAGAACAACACGACUUUAAAGUAUGUCUGUUUGUUUUUUGAAGUACCUAUAUAUUUAAAACACAAUAUCGAAUAGAUCACAUAGAAACAUCAUAUUUUUAAAAUACUUAUUUGAAAGUUCAAAUAUUUUUAUUUUAAUACUUUUAAUCGAAUACAUUAUAAGUCUAGUUUUUGGCAUAAUUUACACCAUAUCAGAAAUAAUAUAACAUUAAUACUAACUUACAUUAGCGCUUACAUUUUUAACAAAACGAAAUUAAAACCUAUAAUAUAUUUUUUAAAAUUGUAUGUAAAUAUCAAUGGGUUAUUUUCAAUGUGCAUUUUUACGAGGAUACUAUUUCGAAAAUCAAUAUUUAUUUGUAAAAUUUAAAAAUAUCUAGGAAUUGUAUGUAUAGGAUACAAUUAAAAGUUCUCACUGUAUAUUUCUGUAUAUUUGAACUUUUUUGAGCGAAACUGCAUACCUACACAUUUGACCGUGUGUAUGUGUGAGUGUGUGUGUAUGAGUUUACGAACUUAUGAGUCCCAUCCAUGUUCAUUUGAAUAAUACGAAAAAUUUAGUUUAGCUGAAGUUCGAGAAUUAGUAUUUUAAAAAAUAAAAACAACAAAAUUCUGAAUCGUGGAAUCGUGAAAUUUUGAAUUUUCGAUAAAUCCUCGAAAAGUUAUGACGUGAACGCUACAAACUAUAUAGUUUAAUAUGUUGUCUAUGAGAUAAUUCUGUCGACAUGGGGAGGGGAGCCGACUAAAAAAAAAAUUCAAACUUGUUCAUAUUUUUUUAACGCAUCCGAGUACGUUUUUACUUAAUGUCUAUGCACAUUUAUCAUUUCAUAUUAUUUAUAGAAUUGGUUUGAUUUUCCUUGAACGGCGAACUGGAAAAAUACAAACGCGUAUCGGCAGUGGAAUGUGCUUUCCUCUCCGUCCAGGACACAGUUUCCCCCUUGCAUGCCAUCCACCCGCGAUAAUUUCAGAAAAAAUAAAUGCAAAUAUUGCAUAAUAAAACGCGAGCGUCCUAUCUCACGUCGAAUUUAUCACUGUUCGGCGCAAACAUUUUUUUAUUAUAUUUUUAUGUUUUUUUUUCACGGACCUUCCAUUAAGUAUAGGUACAGUUAUUUAUGAUCAUUAUUGCACUGUCGUUGAUUUUGAAACGAGCCCCCGUAAUUUUUCAUAACAUGAUAUCGGUAUAGAUAUAAUGUGUAUAUAGGAUGGUCGUUAUUUCAAGUACGCCCCCUGCAUAUUAUAGUAUUAUAGGUAUAGCGUUCAGUUGUAUAUUACCGUGGUUUUCAACUGGUGUACCGUGGUCCACAACUGGUAUAUUAUACAUUAUAUUAUUAUUAUACAUUGAAUUUUAAGUUCGAUUAUAUAUGUUUUGAAAGUCCAUGAUAUUUACGAUUUUCGUCGAAAUUCGAUUUUAAAAUUCUUGUAAAAAAAUAAUAAAUACUGCACUCAAUUUUUUUUUUCUACCACAAAGUACGAUUUAUAACGAACCUCUUGUGAAAUUUUCAAACUUAUACCAUGUCUAAAAAAAAGGAAAUAUAUGUUUCAGCCUAUGAGCACCCUUGGAAAAUCAAAAAAAUGACCUACCCAAUUUACCAACAAGAAAGGAUUACCUUUCAGACAAGGUGCGAUAGUCGCUAUAGUUUGGAACAAUUUUUCUGGUAGACAUAAAAAAAAAAAAUACAAAAACACAUCAUAGUAAAACCAGUAUAUCCCUCGAUACGCUCCGAAUCUAUAAGGCAAUAACCUGUAAUACUACGCGAGUAAUAAAAUAUACUAUUACAAUCGCCUAGGAAAUCUUUCGAGUUUUCCCCGGAUCGCCGACCAUUAUAUUGUUUUACGUUAAACUUGCUCGUAAAUUUGGACGUUUGAAUGUUAUCGGUGUUCGAAUUUUCGAGUUGAGUGUCGGAGCCGUUAAGCAAUCGCAGGGGUCAACGGAAAGUAUCAGGUAGACCCGCCGUAGUAAUGGCCAAAACCCACUAUUAUAUACGGCCACACGAGUCAACAGGGAAACCCGCUUCGCGAGAGCCACGAGGACGUGGCGACAAGACGUGGCGGUUGGUUUAAGGAGGAACACCUCUCGCUGACAUCCGGAAGGCGCUCUGUACUUCCAUCCGCCGACCAACAAGUAAUGACGUCGCGGACUUCCGGUUCGAUACCGCUCGUACUCACACGCACCGAACACGCGUACGCCCGUACGGAUUUUCCGGUUUCGUCUCCGUCGGAAGAUUCGCCUCUCUCCCUCCCCCCCCCCCCCCCCCCCCCCCCNCCCCCCCCUCCGACCCUUCAUCCCGCGAUAGCGUUAUUAUUUCUGUCCGUUGUGCAUUGUACAACAAUAAUACUGUACGAGCGCUGUAGAUUGUGGACGUUCUAAUACACGCGCCGCGGAGACAAAAGCGACGCGACCGCCGUACACUGCCUAUAUUAUAAAUACCGAACGCGCAUAAUAUUAUCGUCGACCCGGUGAUGCGCCUUUUAACGCGCCGUUAUAUUAUAAUAUCAUCAUUAUACGAUAUCGUAUAUUAUUGUUAUUAUUGUUAUCAGUAUCGCGUACGCGCGUGCGUUACGACCGAAUCUCGAAACGCCCGGUCUUUCCGUUACUACGUCACGGGGGUCUCGCGCGCGUCGUACGACGGGCACGACAACGCGCGAAACAAUCGAAUGUAUUCAAAGGCGGCGGCGGCGGCGCAGGGUAUUGUGCUCCGGAGUCGUGCGUAAUAUACACACAGGUAUAAUACGGGCGGGAAAACGGAAAACGAACGACGACGUUCGGUCGUUGAUAUUAAUAUAAUAAUAAUAAUUAUAGUUUUGUCGUUCGGCGACACGAGAUUUCCGACUUUUACGCGAGAUAUACGAGCGUCUAUUAUUAUUAUUAUAAUCAGCGUGUUGUCGUGCGGGUACCUAUACUGCUGCGAUCGUCGACGUCGCUCCUGGGCAUCGUUGAAUUCGUUUCAUGCAUUGGUACUUACUAAUUUUAUUAUUAUUAUUAAUCGAAAAUUUUAAAAAAAAAAAGUUAACUUUUUUUGUGUAAAAUGAAUAUCAAAAAUUUGUUAAGAGAUUUAUAAGAGAUUAGAGAUAAUGUAGCUAUCAUCGGGAUAUUAGCGGUUGUUACAUUUUUUUGCUUUGCACUAAACAUAACUCUUCGGCUGUGAUAUGCUUAUACUUUAUGAAGUAUACUUAAUGUUAUACAUCAGGUUAAAAACAUGGCUGAGAAGUCAAAUAUCCCUGCAAAACUUACAGGUUUGACUUUAAUGAAUAUUCAUAGAAAUAUACCAAUUAAUUUUAUAAAAGAAAUAGAGUGAUUCUCAAACACCAACAGAAAGUUGGAUUUUGUUAUUUAAAUAUUUAAUAUUGUAAUUUGUAUAUAUAUUUUUUUUUAUAUAUAUAUAUUUGUUAGAUAUGUAGUAUGUCAAAAGUUAAAUAAAGUUAUUUUAUUUGUUAGUUAUGUUAUUGAUGUUGUCUGCGGUAAUUAUCAAUGAUAAUUUAUUAUAAUUUUAGAAAUGCACGUGCAGUUAACAAAAUAGGUAUAGAAAUCAAUUAUUCAUGUUGUAAGCAAGCGGAACGAUCGAACAAUUUUGAACCGCCGAUCUUGUAACUCACUAGUAUGAUUAAAGUUCGAAUUUCAACACCUCCCCCCCACCCCAGGGAAGAGGUGGAUAUGAGCCGAAUACGCCCCUGCGCCGAAUACAACAUAUUGUAGAAAUAAUAAUAAUAAUAAUAACAAAUUCGCCGAAAUCGCGUUUGGCCGACCGAUUUUCCGAAAGAUUCUGCGAAUCGCUUCCGCGCUAUUUCGCCGCCGCACCGCGCGUUCGGCGGUCCGGAAACGGAUUAGGACGGCACCUACGCGGUACGCGUACCUGCCUACCUUUAUUAUUAUACUGCACCUACGCGUACGAGCGAGACGGGAAAAUCGCAAUGUUCUCGCGCGCGAGUUCCCGGUCCGCGAAACCCCCGGACGCGUUCCGAUAAAGGCGCGUGCCGGGGUAUGCGGCAGACGUGUCUCUGAAUAGAAAUAUACGCCCGAACCGUAUGGAAAAUCGACCGAAAUUUCCGCGCGAAUUAUUCUAAUUUCGCGCCACGAAGGGCGAAACGUCUUCGUAUUUCGCGCGGUUUCACUAUGACGAGCGUCUGUUUACUCCCCCCCUCCCCCAUCCCCCCGGUCAUUGAACCGUUUUUUCGGCCGCGCGGCCGUUGGAAAACGUCCUCCGGCGGUCGCAUUAUCGGCGCGACGGGCGAAAGUCACUUUUGUGUGUUCGGUUUGGUUUUUUUUUUUUUUAUUAUUAUUAUUUCGUUUGACGUUUUUUUUUUUUGGUUUUAUAUUACUCUAAUCGAUUUUUAUUCGUUAGGAAAAAAAAACCUAUCAAAGUUUAAUAUUAUUGUACGCAUCGUGAGAGUUUUUCUUCCGUGUACGAAAUAUACGACGGGUCCGUCGAUUUAACACUAAAGCGCGUUUAUUUUGGAAAUUCGAACGGAUUUUUAAGGUGUCUUUUCUUUCUAUUUUUCGUUUAACGCUGCAAUUAAUUCGGUACGACAAUAUGUCCAUCGGUUUUCAAUAUAGUAUUCGUCGACCGCCGUAAUAAUAUCUGGAACUCGGCUCCGCGAUAUUUUAUAGACACGCGUAUCGAAUGCAAUAUAAUAAAACAUGUUUUGACACCGCCGAACGGAGCGCAGUCAUUCGCUAAAACAAAUAUCACCUGUACUACGAAACAUUACAUAAUGUAUUCCGUUCGCGUAAGUACGUCGGUCCUUUUUUAUGAUUUUUUUUCACGAGCCAUUAACUAUAAUAAAUGUGUACCAACGCAAUAAUAUGUACACGAGGCUAUUGGCGGUCAUCCGUUACGUCGCUUUUGCGAGGGCCGACACGUCGCGCUGUGUCCACCGAUCGCGAGGUACGGCCGACACAAGACUCGUCGCAAGGUCGCGAUUCUCAGAAGACCGUAUUGUACGUAGCCGCGAGGAAGACGUAAGGACGAUAAAAAAAAAAAUAAUAAUAAUAAUAAAAUAAAUUAAAAGAAGAAAAAAAUAACCGAGAGAAUUGAUGACUGGUCGCAAUUCCUAAUAAUUAUUAAAUCGCGCACGGGCGGGGAGCGAAAUUACCGGAGACGAGCAAAUGUUUCGAAAAUAAUAUUAUGUGCAAUUGUGCAUUGUCACCGUGACAAUCUCUGCGCUGCGGAUCUGCGCGAUAAACCGAAUUAUCGCCAAGAGGACGUUACACGUGAUUUUGUUGUCUCGGUCUUACGAACGCACGGCAUAGCGAAUUUGCAUUCAACAGAAACAAUCGUAUGCUUUUAACAUCAAAGCGAAUUGACCUAUCAAACUCAAAGGUAUAACAAUAUUAUUAUUGUGAUUUUGCUCACAGAGUUUUCUGUUGUGUUUUAAUAUUCAAACGAGUUGCAAACAUUUAUGAAUUGUCAUGUCACACACACUGAGGUAUCUCGCUUAAAAAUUAAAAUCACGGAAACACCGAUAUAUAAACACAAAUUGCAGAUAAUGUUUUUCCCUUUUUCAAUUAAACCAUUCGCUCUAAUACUCGUAUUAAAAAUAACGGCCCAAAAUUGGUUCUACUGAACGUAAGUUUGCGUUCAGCAGGAGCGUGAAGUUUAAGUGAACUGACCUAUUAUCGGACUCAGAGAUAAAAACAUCUGUACUACUUAGGUUAGGUAUUUUUUCGAUAUUUUAAUGUUCGAAUGAGAUACGAUUUGUAACACAAUAUAAAAACGCUUAACAUAUCCCAAUGACAAAUUGAAAACCCUUCCUUACACCUCCGAUUUCAAUUUUAACCCGUUAUAAAUUAGCAACGGUAAUUCCGGUAUAAGUUUUAUGCAUAUCAAUAACGUAUUUUUUUUUUGAAAAUCAACAGUCUAUAUACGUCUGUGUUAUGAGGAAUAGUGGAUAAAAUGUUUUAAUGAUUCCAUAUAAUGAUAGAAAAAAAUGAACAUAGAAUUCACUUAGAAUUCUCCGAGAGAAUUGCCAGUUCAUGAUAAACGGAUCGCCCUGUAUAGAAAAAAAGCAGCGCACUGUAAUUAAAUAUUUUAUGAAAACAAAAGUAUUUCGAAACAGAGUUUUUCCUUUACUCGAUGACGUUAGAAACACAAUGUUGAUAAUAUUAUUAUAUUUCGUCUGUUUUUAUUUUCGUAUAUUUUGUAAACAGCUGUUUUUCAAACAUCUAGUUUUAAUUUCCGACCGUUUAAUAAGCGCAAGUUACAUUUCUGUUAAACUUUAUCCAAUAUAUUAUUUUAUGUAUUAUAUAUAUAUAUAUAUAUAUUGUUUUGGAAUUUGUUUAAAAAGUUUUUCUGAAAUCGAAUAACGACCACUGUGGUGUUCUCGAGCUUUUAAGUUACGCGGCUUUUGUUUUAUACAUUAUUUAUAUUUUAGAAUUUGUUCUGCCAACGCCGAAACGGAGUAUUAUUUUAACACGGGAAUAUAUAUCCCCUACAGCCGAUAGUAAUACUUAAACUGAGCUAAGACAUUUUACCCGCGUUUUUUUUUUAUAUAAUUAUUUUGAUAGCUAUGAUUGUUGAACGUUAAUAAUAUUAUAAUCCAUGUAUUCGCCUACAUUCGACUUUACGAUCGAGUUAGAAAUCCGAUAUUCCUCGAAAAUAUUAAACGUCUGAUUGCUAAUCCGAUUGCCAGUCGGUUCAGCCGGCGGACAACCGACCAACUAAUCAAUCGACGCGAUUACGGGGGCGUGAGGCGACGGAAUUGAUUAGGUUUAUCAGCAAUUCGUGGUUCCGCCGGAUUCGACGCCCACUGCAUCAAUAUAAUACAAAAAAUACUAGAUUGCUGAUACGAACUGAAAUCAUAUAGACUGGCACCGGGACCAAUAUCUGUGGUCGAGUUUUGAUACGGAGUUUUCAUAGUGGAACAAACACAGUGCCUGAAGUGAAAUCGUUUAGUAAACCAUAACUGUCAACCAACGUAAAAUUUAGUUGUGAGUGACGUUUGAGUGUCGGCGGACCUCGAUCGCGUGCCGAUUAAAAUUGUUUACGGUUUGUUUAUUUUAGAAACACGCCGUUCAAAUCGAUAAAAAUUGUAUAAUAUGAGAAUACAAGUAAAUAUUAUUUCCCUAGUGUAACCCCACUCCUCGAAUCAAAAUUCGACUGCACCGUUACCACUCACCAGUGGUAGAUCCAGGUUGAACAAUAGGUAAACUUGCCUUCUCUUCUAAACACCGUAGUAUAGUAUUCUUCUUUUGUAUUGUGGUAAAAUAUACACCAAUUUUCAUUGUUUUAAAUUAUUUUGCUCAUUCAACCUUCUAAAAAAAAAAAAAUGAUAUUUCAAAUCUGCCGGGUGUCGUCAAUCUGCACUAAAAUUGACCCUAAAUAUAUACAAAAUUGAUAAUUUGUACCAACAUUUUUUAACUGCACUUGUAAUUUGCACCAAAAUUCAAAUCGAUUAUUGUUUCGAUAGUAUUGUAUCUACGCAGUCUCGAUUUUGAGUGGUUAAUUCACUUGCCUAUUUACAUAUCUUUAUUUUGGUGCAAAUUACAAACUCCCAAUUCGCCGCUACUGCCUGCCACUGUUAUUUUCAACCACGCUAUCUUUUUUUCGGCAUUAUUGACUAAUGACGAAAAUCGGAGACAACCAUUUUUAUGAAAACUAUCGUGAUAAGAAUGAUAAGAAGUGAGGAACACACGCAAACUGAUAAGUUUAUUGAUUCGGACGCGCGCCCGGUUUUUAUACACACGAGUCUCUCUAAACAUUUUUCUUCAUCCCGACGGACCACCAAACGAUUCGCGAACAAAUCGGCUUCCCUCUCAAACGUGCGGUUCUCUCCUCCGCUGCUAGGACAAGGGACGAGAUGGGUGUAGACAUUUUUAAAAUCCUUCCUGACACAGUUAUCGUUAAUGCCCCUUAAGCACGUGAAAUUCGUAUGUAUACACAAUAACGUCAUCCUAUAAGUAUAUAAAUCACUUACGGGUGACGAAACACGCACAUAACUCGGAGGCGUCGGUGGUUUUUUAUUUAUUUAUUUUUUUUUUUUUUAUUAUUAUUGUUCGCCCUCUAUCGUUCCACAAUUGUUUCGUGUGUUCAUAUUAUAUUAUUGUUAUUAUUAUAGUGUGUAUCGUAAUAUCACGCACCGGCGAAAAUUUUGUGUAUAUAAUAUUAUAUUGCAUAAUAUAUAUAUAAUGUAUACAUAUUCGACAAAGAUUAUUCGAUAAAUGCAAUAACUUUUCUUGUUCGAUAUUUUUUUGUUUGUGUAGUAAUUAUUACUAAACCUAUUAUUCCUGUAUUUCCACAUAUUUCAAAACUGAAACUAAAAAUUUAAAUUUCUUAAAAUAAAAUUGUUUUUAGAAAAUUCGAAAUUAAUGCACGUAUUUUGAAAAUAUAUUUCAAGGCAAAAUGUUGGUAUUACAAACAUUUGCUCAUGACAAAUCGUUAAGUUUAUUACGAGUUUUUGAAGUUUACAAAAAUAUUUAACAAAAUUAUCGUUCACCAGGAAAUCGGCGAAUCGGUUGUUAUUAUUUUUCGAAGUUUAAAAUAAUUUAAAUUAUUCUUAUCGCGUCAUUGCGAAAAAUAAAAAUUUAAAAUCUUCGAAUGGAACAACAAUUUAUUGCGUUCGUCGAUUCUUUGUGGGACAUGUUAUUAUUGAUAAUCUCAGUCGGUUCGCGAUCAAAGAACCGUAUAUUACACUCGAGAUACGUUAUCCGAAGGGGAGGUGGGGGACACAAGUGUUCAAAAUAUUCUCUGGGCAAACGCUCGGCCUAUAUACAUCUCACCUAUCGAAUACACCACCACUGCUCGAGGCCAAUACGCGUCGUCGGCAGAAUACCGAAACGAAUGUCGAUGAUCAGUAUCGGGGAAAAUUAUUAUCGUUAUAUUAUUAUUUACAGUGUAAAUCAUCGAAUACAUCGUACAGAUAUAUAAAAAAAAAAAAGUAAAAGGACAUCGUCCGGCCGGCGGCGACAAACGGUGCUUCGUCAUCGAAAUGUAACCCGGAGAGAACGUUUUCGGGGGGGGGGGGAGAGGAAAAAAAAGGGGGACCUCGUAGGGACCUCGGAAUUCUAUCACGUUUCGGACCUCAUUAGCGAUAGUCCCUACUUCCCUUGCCCUUGGACACGUGCGAGUAUAAUCCAAUAUAUUUAUAUGUUUUUCCCGCACCAUCUACGUCGUCCGACCGUUGAAUUAACUCUAAAUGAAAUCACCACGAUCUUUAUAUCCUCUGCACCUUGCUAAACGACAUCUGUACACAAACGAUUCUAAAUUAGUUUCGAGUACCUAUGUAUGAAGGGGAGGAGGGGGAAAUGGAAAAGUUUAAAUAUGAUUCUAACGUCCAAUGACGACGAGCCGGCUACCACAGAAUUUUAACGUUUUGCGAUUAUCGUGAGAAUAGUAAAAAAAACCUAGUUUUUAUGGAAUAUAACAAAAUUUAGCAUUUGAGACUUAUAGUUUACACACCAGCUACAGUCGUAUAUCUGGGAUUUUUCAAUGAGAAGCGAUAAACGAGAAAACAAAAAACAUUGACAACAAAAAAAAUGUUUUGCAAAAUACAUAAUUAUGACGUAGUACAAUUAUAUUUGUGUGCAAUUGAAUAAUAAGUAGCGCAAAUGUGCAGUGAUUGUUAUUUUAUUAGAAAUAUAUACAUUUUUCCGACUGAAUAUUUAUUAAAUUUCGUAUUUAACACGGUGAAUGAGAAGGACUUUGGAUGGGACACUGUAUACUUAUCUAGGUAAAUAUUUACCAACAGUUCAAUCCUUUGGCUUAUUUAGAAUUUUGCCAAAGAGGGAGAUAUUGAACUCAGAAAUUGUGUCGCUGUGUAAUUAAUUAUAAAACAAUUAAUUAAAGUGGUUAUAACGAAUAACAUUUUCGAUUUUUUUCAGGCGAGUCAUGCGGAAAAAAGAAUCGGCUUCUUCCGCCGCACCGCGUACGUCCCGGCCGUCGUUUGGACGCCACUGAUAAGACCCACGACGCCAACACCGCCGUCACCGAAACGACGACCGCCGACACCGUCUCCGGCACCGCCUUCGCCAAAGUCUCUUAUUUUCCCUCCUCUGUCAUCUCCGCCGCUUGA
Messenger RNA from Cinara cedri, 62811 nucleotides. The record is from the annotation of a GenBank genome assembly. NCBI's taxonomy places the organism in Eukaryota, Metazoa, Arthropoda, Insecta, Hemiptera, Aphididae.